Molecule: messenger RNA, 48779 nt
Organism: Xyrichtys novacula (pearly razorfish)
Lineage: Eukaryota; Metazoa; Chordata; Actinopteri; Labriformes; Labridae
Source: the annotation of a GenBank genome assembly
AUGGAGUAUCAGGAGGAGGAGGGAGAGAAGAAGAAGAAGGCCGUCCUUGUUCUGCUGCGAGGGGAGGGACAACAGAGAGGGGAGGACAGAAGGGUGCUUGGCUCAUGGGGGUGAGGGUGCAGGGCGCAGGGGGGGAGGUGGGGUCAUAUAGUUGUUGUCUCCCCUCUCACAUUCCAAAGUUGUAACCUCAUUUCCUGGGUCGGCCGGUUUUCAGGGAGUAUCCGGGGUUACCGAUGAUGUCAUGCAUGGUGGGAGAGAGAGGAGACAAUGCACUGCUCUGAGAGGGCAACUAGGCGCUUGUAUGUGUGUGUAGGCAUGUGUGUGUUUGGGUAACAAACUCAGAUAUUUAUGUGCUCAUUUUAAUUAUUCAACCCCUUUUUAUACACAUACCCUAUCUAUUUUUAUCUGUUGUGAUUAGUGCAAUAUCUCAAAAUAUUGGUUGGUAUUUAAGACAAUAAUAGAAACUAAGGAACAUAUCAGAAAUCAUUAUAUCAUAUUUAAAUAUGGUUUUUAAGUGUGAUUUUAAAUGUGCCACAUGUUGAGAAAAAAAGCACCUGUGUCUUUCUCUUUGUGUCUGUGUGGUGAAAGUAAGGUUAGUCUGAACGCACAGUAAAGAAAAACAACAGCCCCACCUGUUGACUGCACAGCUACAACACUAACUCUCUUUUAUAUUCAGAUGUAUCUAUUUAUCAUUGACUUUUAUGCACUGAAAUUACAAAAUGCACUCUUUUCUAUGAUUACACAGAUCCCAAAUGACUAUUUAUGACUUUAAAUGCAGCAUGUAAAAAUAUAUAGUUUUCUAAAUCCAGUUUAUACUGCAACCACACUUUGCAUGAUUUACUAAAUGUGUGUUUAAAGAUAGUAAACGCUGCUAUAUUUGAUCAUAUCUGAGAGUUUUUACUAGUUUAUCAUGACCUUUAAUAUUCUAUAUGAGGAAAAAAAGUACUGCAUGCAUUCAUAAGAGUGGAUUUAAGUGUGCACCUUAACUGUUUGUUUAGAGUCUACAGUGCCUCAGAUUCCUUAUUAGUGAUAUUUUUGUGUAGCUUUGCAGUCAUUUUCUUAUAAGAUAAAAAUAAUAUAAAUGAAGUGUUUACAUUUUUGACAAUAUAUUUGUGUUGUGAAUGUUUAACAUCAUUGUUAUUUUGUAUUGCAGAAGCUCUUUGUUGCUGUUGUUGAGCCAGUGGGCUAAAGAUAAAGUCCAGUUUGAUAGAAUCACCACUCCUAGUAUGAAAUAAAGCUGCUUGAAAUCUGAUGCGGAUGUUUGUGUUGCAGUUCUUUUUUAAACUGUUAAUAAUUAUGAAAACCUCGAGAGCACUGAAUGGUGGGAUCUUUCGAAUGGUUUGUCAAAAUUGUAGGUGUUAGGUCUCGUCUAGCUUAACCGCAAGUUUCAAGUGGACUGGACAAACCCUAAGACAAAAAGGACCUGUGAAAAUGUCUGUUUUUACGACUUCUAAAUUAUUGCACCACCUGUGGAGAUUUCACCAUUCUGCUUUGCAGGUCUCUGUAAAUACUAUUAUACUUGCACAGUAUGGCUUUUCCCAGUCUAUGCAUGUAUAUCGUCUCUGUCCCUGAAAAACAAACCCUAAACGAAUUAGUAAAUAAUUAAUUUAAGAAAUCUAAAAACAUGUUGACACAGCUGACUGUAGGCAUAUUUGUCUUAAUCGUGUACAUAUUUGUGUGUUUACAUGUUUUAAAAGAAACUGACAGUUAUCUAAUACAACCACAACAGCUAUCUGCUUAAAUAUCAACCCUUGUUCACCAAACCCUGGUUAGGUUGAUCAAUUAGUGACUGACAUAAAGGUAGAGGUCUGUAGAAAUGGGAAUAUUUAGUGAUAUCUAGGAGUGAUUCUAGAUUGAAAUGCUCCCUUCUUUACGCCAUCCUUCAGUGAAGCGAUAGUAGCUUUUAAGAACAAGAAGUUCCUGUGAUGCACAAGUAUAAUGCUCCAUUUGUCAAGAAUGAACAAAACCUCAGUAUAAAUUCUUUUGACCAGGGUAAUUACUUUCCUUUUCUUUUUUAUUGACUUCUGACCAGUGCAUUUUGUGUGACCACUCACUUUUUUGUCCUUUCUGUGCUGCUGUAUAAACAUAGCAGUGCGAGAUGGCGCUGUGGCAGGGGUAAAUCUGCCCCUGUGUAGAGCUGGUUUUUCCAUAAAAGGCCUUUAAGUAAAAGAAAACAGAACAAGAGAUUAGACACUGAUUUAAACAACUUUUGGAUAUCAUAUUCCACUUUAACUAACCCUGUUCUGUCAGAACCAAAGGCUACACACUGCACCUCUAAAAAAGCAUAUUCAAGCUAAUAACUGCAAAUACAGAGAAUAAUAUAUAAACAGCUUCCUCUACAGUCCUAAAUAUCCAACAAUCACUGCCACUAGAUUCAAUUUUGAAGGCUUUUUUUCCCCUCAUAGUCCAGAAUGAUUGUCCCUUUUUAAAAGCUGUGUCGUAGACUGAUCACUAUUUUGUUAACAACUGUAAGAAGAAGUGCUAUUACUUUUGACAAAAUAUGAUACAGAGUUGAAAAUUCAAAACUUAAAUCAAAACAUUAUCUAAGAAGGAUUUUUGGUCCAUGAGAAAUUUAACUCAAGUAAAGAGCAAAACAUGAAGUUCCCUGCAGAGGGCAUUAUUGCACCCUUCUAAAAAAACCGAAAACGUGAAGACGAUUGCUUUUCAUAAAUAGAAAGACAACCUCUGUGUUACAUGAGGUAAUUUUGGUCAACAUUUUAAGGAACUUAAUAAAUUUACAGCAUUUUACUGUAAGUUGGGUUGGUAAUUUUGGAAUUGUUUCAUCAACAGGAAACAUUUUGAUUUUCUGUAACGUGAUAUGAAAGAAGAACAAUGUGAAUAUUUUACAUUAUUGAGUAUUUUUAUCAUUCUCCCCUGGUAUUCUGCCUUCAAACUUUUAUUCUGAUGCAAAGAUGCUUAAAAAAAAAAAACCUUAUACCAGCAGUAGAUGGUUUAAGGUUUGCAAAUGUGUCUUAUUAAACUUGCAGUGAAGCUAAAACAUCAGCUGGUUUUCAAAUGUAGUUAUGAAGCCAAGUGCUCAUCAAUUUGAUCAACAGGUCUCUGGAGGGCGCACGGGUGCCGCAAAGGUCUGUGCCCACUUCAGGUAAGUGAAGCUCAAUACAGGGAACAAAUACGGGAAACUGUUUGGUAUUUUCAAAAUAAAAGCACAAACCAUUUUGCUUUUUUUUCCCCAAAGCAUUCAUCAGGUGGUAGAGGUGGCACAUUGGACACAAAAAAAUCUUUAUAAAUCCUCUUUUUUGGUUCAGAAAGUACGGUGGCCGAGAACCGUCACUUCUGCAAAAUAGGAAAAAAAAAAGAAGUCACAAUGGAGGUUACUAAUGCAGAAAAAAAAAAAAGAAACCGAAGCCCGCUGCAAAUGAAAAAAGAAACGGUACAGAUACAAAUAAAAAAGGCACAACAGAAGUUAAUGACGCAAAAAAAAGUGGCAAUGUAAAAAAAAAAAAAAAAAUCAUGUGCUUUUCAAUGUGUCAUUUGGCCAUGAGUGCCUGAGUCAACAUGAAGUUGAACUGAAGCUAACGCUACACCGGCAUCCUCCAGAUCAACUUCCAAUCGACUCAGGUGCAACAUGGCCUAACCAAAUGAUACAUUGAAUAGUUUACAAAGCGAAAUUAAACAAUAACCUUUCCACUAACUUCUUUGCUUGUCUUUUUGCAGUUGUCCUCUGUGCCUCGAUCGCAAAACACUAGUGCAUUAUUAUUAUUGGUCUGUGGCAGCCCACUUCCGUUGUGGCUUUUUAAUUUGCAUCCUUAUAUUUUCCCAGUAACUAACUUCCUUUUUUUUUUUUUUUUUUUGAAUUAGUAACUUCCUUUGUGGUUUCUUUUUUUGUGCAUUCUUUUAUUUGCUGCAGUGGCGGUUUUCGGCCACCGUACCAAAGGCCUAGCCGAAAAUAUUGCUAGCUAGUGGACAACCGAACUUUCACUUCUGGACUAACCAAUUUUCCCACUUAUAUGGUUAAAACGCAACAUUUUCUUGAUACAGAGACAGGUCGUUUGGAUGUGUCGCUAAUAACAGUUUUAACUCCAUUUAAUGAAGUCUUCUCGUAUCACACGUAUAGUUUUAAACCCACUUUAAAGUUGUCAGCACACCAUGUACUGUCUAUGCUAGCUCGUGUGUCGUCGUUAGCGAUUAAAAGCUUGUUUUCAUAGUUCUUUGGAUUAGCAUGCUAGCUCACACCGCUUCAAUUGAAGUUUACACCGUAGAUACCACAUAAGGUAGGCUUAAUGUGAAUUUCAGUCCAAGAAAUAUAUGCUUUUUACCCACUGUGCCUAGUAAGUUUUAUUUUGAAGGUACUAAACGGGCUUUUUGUCUCUGUAAAUGUGUGACUUAUCAGCUGUGCCCUCCUCCUCCUCCCCACCAGCCAGCAUCACUCACCGGUUCUCAGCUUUGAGCAGAGCCGAGCCGGGGUGCACCGCAGCGGGGAAAGAUGGCCUCAGUGUCCCGUGUCAAACAGCACAGAGUGUGGCGGUGAAUCCUGAGGGGUUUCGGGUUUCCUUUAAAGUGUUUUUCUCUCAGAUGAUGAGCAAACAGCCUGCGGCAGCGGUCGAUCCCAGACUACUACAGGUCAGACUGCACUGCGUGAUGCGGAUCAGAGUCCAAGAGUUGACAUCCUGCAACCAAGAGGUGAUGGUCUCCUCCUACUCCUGUUUUUUUCUGCUUACCUGCUCCUCUACCGUGGCUGCAAACCUCGUUAUCCUCACGUUUUUCUCCUUAGCUUUCCCUGCAGCUCGUUACAUGUAACAUUACCGUCACCUGGACUACUAAGUGUCUAUUUUCUUUAUUACAACAGGACCUCCAAAGCUGGACUGUUUGUAUUGAACACAGGAGGAGUUCAGCUUCUUUUUCUACCAUGAUCUGACGGCAAGAAAAGUGGGGAAAAGACAUCAAUAAAAAGUCGUUUGGCCUCCUCAUCUAAUUGGCUGUGAGCUGCACAUGAUGGCCAACAACAAUGAGCUACAAGUGAGUUUACAAACUUGUUCUUCAAAAUUGAAAAAUCCUAGGAAAAACUUUUGCUGUCCAAUUACUCAGGUGGUGUUUUUGGUGCCUGCUGUGGAAAUGUUUUUACACAAUCUUGUUUUUCUUCUUACAAAAAAUGCAUUGGUCUUAUUAUAUGUAGAUUUCCCCAAAAGAGCCCCCAAGUGAUGGAGUAUUGCGCUUUUGUCAUGUUGAGAUGUUUGCAAAGGAUAGAUUUCUAACAGUCAGAGUUCAGAGGUGAAAAUGAGCAAGUUUGAAGCACCUGGAGUGGGUCGGCCUUUACAAGUGAGAGAUCCUACGGUUCCUUUGGUGCACUUAGUGACUUGCAAUACACUUUCCUUGUGUGUAGAUUCACAUCUCAGAGUCCACAUCUCACAUUUGUGUCACUCCUUUGUUUAAAAAUGGAAGCCUGAAUUUGAAAGAGAGUUUGCACAGAUGCAAUAAAAACAUUGCAAUACUGUAAAGUCAAAAAUACAGCGUACUAGUGUAACCUUAUGACAUUAAAGACAUUUUAAGCUUGAACAAUAGGGUGUUUUUUGUACAGUUUUGAUACUAGAGCUGCACAAAUUUUAAACAUGGUUAUGAUUUUCUGUUUCUCAUGAUUGAAGAGCCAAAAUUGACUGUGAUUAUCAAUGUUUAAAAUGCGCGCAGAACUUCUCAAUCAAGAAAAUUAUGGUCUCAUUGAAACUUAAGCGGUGUAAGCAGGUUGUUUUCUUAAAUUACUUUAAACUGCUCAACUUGCUUCUUAUUGUUAUGCUUUACACACACACACACACACACACACACACACACACAUAGACUGCCUGGCUCAUGAAAAUGUGUGUCUUGUGUGUUAUCAGGCCUGUUGUUUGUGACAUGGAGUUGUCAGUGAUCUGAAACUGAAAGAAAACAAAAAACAUCUCCAGCAAAACAAGCUGAAAACAUGAGGAUCAGGUGUGUGUAAAUGAAGCAGAGGGAUUGUGUGCGAACGGAGAGUGUAGAUGCUGCAGCAUUGUAGAGCAUCAGAAAAUGAACAAUGACAUGACCAAACAGUUAGUGACUUUUGGGUCUAGAUCAUAACAAAGUAUACAUACAAAGUUUUUUCUUUUUACAAAUUAAGGCCCAAAAAAACAGCUUAUUAAUUUCAAUGUAGAUCAGAAUUAUUGGGAUCAUUAUUUUGGCUAUAAUCCUGCCGCCAUACUUGAUUCAGAUUCAGUUUUCCAAAGCAGUGUGUGACACGAUGCUUGGCCUCAGGGUGAUUCAGGGGUGAGUCAUGGAGGGUGUUGUGGUGUCAGAGCCUCGGGUCUAAUUCAGAGGUGUUCGGUUACUGUUGCUCCAGUGUCUGCGUCGACUGGGAUGUGGUGGAGCAAAGUUUUAAAAAUUAAAGGCCGGUUCAGCUCUCAGGAUCUCAUACGCAGAGACUUUGUUAAUAACCCCUGUCACAUGGUUGGAAUAAUGCAGCAUUUGCAGUUAAUUUAACUCAGCUCAUGUAACAUUUUUCAAACAAUAAUGCAGGCUUAAGCGCUUAACGGAAAAAAGAUUAAAACAGUCCAAUAAAUCCAGUAAAUGACUGUUUUUAUGAUCUUGAGUACCUGAGACAGACCCUCACAGCUGAAUAAAAACUAGGAUGUGUGGCAUUUAUAACUACCAACACAGGCUUUCAUGUUUCCUGUAUCUCCUUGGCCAAGUUUAACUGUGUGGAUUUAGUUUCACAUUUCUUUCCUCCAGCCUGCAACACAUUAAAAAAAGUGAGAAACUGUCAAAUAUUCCUCAUUUCACUUUUUUCUCAUAGCUCUCCAUCCUCUACACAAUCUAUAUGACGCUUAACAAUCAUUGGUUGGGCUUCCUCGUCAACAUUUAUUAGUUCCCAUGAACUGAGAAGUAGCCUGGAGUGUUUCUUGGAAAGCUGUGUUAUCUGGUCCACCACCAUGGCCCCUAUGAGCAUCUGAUCUACAGCUGAUGAAUCCCUGAAAAGCUUUUAGUAAAUACAGGCAGAUCAUUUUAAGUGGUAAGCCAGGGAGCUUGUGUUUCACUUUCACCAAGGAUUUAGUAACUCAGUGUGACACAUCGAUUAGAAGAUGACCUCAUAUAAAAGCAGGAUCGAGGGUUAAGUGUAAUUGCGAGUGGUGAACUGUUGGUUUUUGAGGUAAAAACCACUGCGCAAAUGCUGGCGCCCGUCAAAUGUUUAAUAUAAGAGAACUAUAAGUAACAAAUGAACUGUUUGGGGUGCACAGGAGUUUGUUGUUUGGUUGUUGUGGCAUCAAAUUAUCAGGUUUAGAAAGGAAGAGGCUGGAUUUCAUCUUCAGCACUUUUCUCACAGCAGCUGUUCGGUCAUCGAGUGUUUGUCCUUGAAACAUGGAUUGAUGAUGAUCUAGAUUUUUUCUAUCCAUCGUGUUUAUGUUGCUGAUUGCACAGGAAGCAGUGAACAAUUUGCUGUAUUUCUUAUAUGUAUAACUUGGAAAAUGACCAUGAUAAUAUAUUACCCCCCCACGCUGAGUGUAAUAGCACAGAAGAACAUGUUUGCUGUAGGAACAGCUUGUUAGUCUGAUUUUAUGUUGUAUUUAUUAUUGUGCAUCACCUUUGUUUUGACCUACAGAAGCUCUCGGGUCAUUGACAGAUCCGAUUUUACCCCGCCUGCCUGUCUCCCUCUCUGCUCUGCUGUUGACACAUUUACAUGAUCACAACCUAAUGGCUGAUUUUAUAACACCUUGAUGGUUGCCUGAACUGCAGCCGAGCAGUUUCCUGCCUGGUGUGAAUAAUUCAGCCUCCUUCUGUGACAAUGACGAGGGUUCAGCCAUCAUUACUGCCGGCCAGCAGACGGGCAUUGAGAGAGGGCUGAUUGAGAUCAAGGAGCCUGUCAGAGUGGCCCCGGCACACACAGCGGCAUGAUGAUUGCGCCGGCCUGCUCGCUCUCUUCCUUUCAUUUCUCCUGAAUACCUCAUCAAGGCAGCUCUGUUGUUGACACUCAUUGUAUUGGAGGUCACAACUGCAGGACUCAACGAGGAAAACAACUAAAAUGACCCACUCUUCCUCCUCUUCACUCCCCCUCCUCCCUCUGCUGAAAUACAUUAUCCAUAUAUACACAGGGGGGAGGCCAUCAGUGUAAAGUGUAGCUUAACCAUUAGUGCUUCCCUGCCCUCUCUAUCUCGUUCACCACCCCUAAAUGAAUGUUUCCCUCCUUCUCCUUCGAAUGGUUUUAAGGAGUGUAAAUCAAGUUUCCUGCCGGGGAUGUGAGCUCUGCGCUGAGCCGAUAACAUAACACAUGCUGUGAGCGAGCUGUCCUCUCAUGAAUUCUUUAUUUGUGUUGGUUUCCUGUACUUAUUACCUGCAAGAGUCCUGCAAGUCAAAGGAGCGCUUCGCUUCCAAAUUACUUUUUUAUUGAUCAUCCAAGAGAGCAGAGGCAGCUUGAUGCAUUUCUUUAAUGGCGUCUGAAGACUUUUGAGCACACUCGCCUAAGAAAUGUCCUGAUAUCACAACAAGAGACAAUGCACAAAACCUUGAAUAAAACCUUGACAGGGUGAUGCAGGAAGUGAUACAAUGGCAAUCAGAUUAUUUUACAUUACAAACAAUAGAUAUGGCUCUAAAGGAAAUCACUUACUUCCCUCUGAGCAUGUUUUGGUCUAAAAGAGGUUUAAUAGAUGUCUAAAUGUAAACGACUGGUCUAGAAUCAGGCUACCACAGGUCUAAAAAUGAAAGUUUUUUUAGACGUCUAAAUUUCAGACCAAGUCUAAAUCUGGGCUAUAUCUGUGCUACACUGUAUAUUUCUCAGCGGCUAUCAUAAUUGUUUAAGUACUUGGAGAUCAGUUAUGCAACUCACAGUUCUAGAAGGUUGAAAUUAGGUCUAAUAAAAAAAAAUAGACGUCUAAUAGCCGUCUUUUGUUCAGCAGGUUAUAUUGCCUUGGUUUGGAAGUCUUGAUUUUGCCUUGAUUUUUUUCAUUUAAAAGGAUUUUAUUUCUCCGGCAAAAAAAAAACAAAAAACGCUUGUUAGAUUUAACAGUCUGUGACUUUUCUGAGAUCGUCCUGCUUCGCUGGUAUCACAUUAAUCUGAAUAUGAAGUCAGAGAAGGUGAACAACAGGGCCACUCCUUCUUUUGUCUAACACCGCUGUUGUCCCCACAAUUUUCUGGUGAGGGUUUAUGUCUUGUUCAGACAGAGCGUGGAUUUUCCAUGUGGUGUUUUCAGCUUCUUCAGGCCUUUUUAUUUGGACACAGUGUCAGCAGGCUUUAAGGACACCUGUUCUAGUCAUUUCCCCUUCAUUAUAUUAUCCCCAGGUUUCAGUAACAACUGAAAUGCAAAUCCAGUUCACACUGGCCUCAGUUUAUGAAGGAGUCAGUGAUGAAGUGGGAAGUACAAACGGUUGCAUUGUUGUCCUGAAAACAUGAAAACUUUCUACUGUUUUCUGCUGCCAUUGUCUUUUUCCAAAACAUGCUGAAUUAACAAAAUGAACAGCUGAGGCAGACGCAGAGUGGUUAAAUCGAACUUUGCUGUUUGGUUAGUAUGGAUAUUCAGGAUUAUAACAAUAAAUGUCAUGUUGAAGUGUUGAAUGUCUGUUCUAAACCAGCAGAAAAGUCCCAUUUACAAACAUUACGCCUCAAACAGCUGGCCCAGAUUUGUUCCUUUCCCACAUGUCACCCACCACUCUCUUCCCAUUUCCCACUCUGCAAAAACCCCCAAAUAAAUCUUAAUUAAACAUGCUGGAACUGAAGAAUUAACCAGCGUAAUAGACCUCCUUUUAUAAUGAAUGAGUUGAUGUGUCUUUUCUGUUUGUCCCAGCUGUAUUUAUUUAAAAAAUGGUACGCGAGCGUCAGCUAUUGACGCCAUCAUGGCAAUGGGCGCUUGCUGCCCACACUGCCCACACUUUUAAACAUACACUUCUACUAUGUCGUGAAAAUAAUGUUCAUACAAGUUAAAGGUUCAGUGUGUUAAAAUGGAAACAUAAAAUGAUAUCUAGUGGUCGGAUUUUAGAUUGCAGUGCACCCUUUCUCACUCUUCUCUGAUGGUGAAGCGAUAGUGGCCUUUGAGGACAGGAAGCUUCUAAUCUGUCAAAUUUUUAACACCUAAAACAUCCGUCACCAAAAACUCUUUUCUUCCUCUUUGUCUUCCAGCCUCUACAUUUUGAGUGACCUCACACUAAAUCCGGAAUGCUUAUGUUACCAGUUUGUCCGCUCUUACCUACUCUAGAUUUUUCUCUGCUGAGAUUUCUCUGCCAUCACCUGUAGCUGUUGGUAUUUUUACACUCUCUUCUUGCUUGGCAUCCGCAGUUCAAGUCUUAAGUAAGCAGAUCCUUGUCUGCACAUUAAACUGAAGUGCAGUACUGUGUUCAUCCUUGCAGUGGUCCGCUAUAAGGAGAUAGCAGACCUUAAAAUGCCUUAAUCGACCAAUCACAAUCAAGAAUUCAAGGUAACUGUGCCAUGAAGUGUUAUAAUACACAGUGAUGUCCAGCAUCACACCCACCAUAAAGUGUGUCUCCAGCUGCUGCUGAGGAUAAUAGGAUUAAGAGACUUUGGACUUCACUGUGUCUCUGACCUCCCAGGAGGGUCGCAUUAGUCCCUUUAGUCACCCACACAGACUCACAUACACACACAUAUUCAACCCCCAACAUCCAUGCCCCCCUGCCCGACUGCAGGAUUACACUGUCUCCCUCUCAGACACACCAGCAGACGAGCUUACAACUGCUGCACUGCAGCUUUAAAGCAUUGAUGAGACAACUUAAUGGUGUUCGUCAAUAAACUUGGUUGGCCUGUUCACACCCUGACUUGUUUGUUGUCGAUAUCUUGAAUGUUAAUGAGGAAAAACAGGAAGUAUCAAUUUCCCCCAGACCAGCAUCAGUGCCAGCUUACUGUCUGCUCAAUGUCUGCUCAUGCUGACCCUUCACUAGGCCCAGACCCAUUCAGCUGACCACCAACACCAGCUGUUGAGUCUUUGUGCCAGCCCUCCGUCAGGCUUUCAGAGGAUUAGUAAUCACUGAUACCAGGCAAAGACAGGAAGGAAAAUAUAACCAGACAUGCAACUGGGAAACUGGUGAAGCAUUGACAAACUGCUGGUUAUAAUGGCUGUUUGUUUUCGACAACAAUUUGGCCUUUCCUAAGCUAGUUGUGUGGGUGCUCCUGGGCUUAAAGGGAUUGUGGUAUUACAGGAUGAAGAAUGUAUUGUGUGGAACAGCAAGUUCAGAAAUCGGUAUCACAUUGUUUGAGCGAUGUAUCAAAUAUUUAAACCUCAAAAUGAUAUUUCAUCUUAGAGGAUAGUGAGGUCAGAGGGGAUGGGAGCUACAUAGGAGGAGUGUGUUUACUCAAGAACUGAGCAUUGAUCAUUCACCGGUCGUUUUCUAAUACUGCUGGGCACUGAGGCUUGAAGGGACCUGUGAAACAGCUAACACUGUGGUGUUCAGACUUUUAAUAAAACAGGGGGGAAAAAACACCCAAGAGUAAAGGUCAAAACAGGAUAUGGUUGAUUUUACAACUGCAGUUUUAGAAAGUUUGGACGCUGUGAAUAAAAACAGAUUUUUGAUAGUUUGAGUCAUUUAAAGUCUUGUAAACAUCAUACCAAAUGUCACAAAAAAUCUGUGCUUAUUUAAAUAGGAUACCAGUAAGACGCUUAAAAAAUUUCGGACAAGGGUAAAAACCCUGAAAAAGUUUGUAAUGGUGCACAAAAACAACUCAAGGAAUAUCUGACGGCAUUUUGCAACAGGUAACAUGACUAGGACUAAAAAGUGAGACUGCGAAGAGGCUGAAUCUCCCAUCACCACUCUGCGAUAGACUGCGUGAUCAACUAGUUCGGUAAUUUCAGAAUAAUGUUCCUAAGUGUUAAAUUGCGAAGAAUUAGUGGAUUUCAUCGACUGCAGAACAUAAUAUCAUUAAAAGAUUCUGAAAAUCUGUAAAAAUCUCUGUACAAAAAGGGGCUAGGCACAAAAACAAAUCUGGAUGGCUGUACCUGCACCUAAAAGAAUGCAAAAACCUUUUUAAGGGAUAUGAAUGCACGCAGACAAAGACAAGAGGAGGCUAUAUGAGCUCUGUGUGUGUACUGUACUGUUGGUCCAGGAACAGUCUUUCUUGUUAAGUUCAGUGAAAAUAGGAGUUUUAAGCCUUCUUCUUCACUCCACGUACUUUUGGAGAUUCAAGGAACCUCAUGCAGGCCUGCAUUCUGCACGUGUAUUACUUUUGAAGGUAAGAGCUAAGAGCUCUUUAAGAUAUGAUGGUGCCUGACCAUUAAGAGCUUUGUUUGUAAGAAGAAGGAUUUGAAACUCUAUUUGUAGGGAGCCAGUGUAGAGAAGCUGAUUUGGGAGAAAUGACCUCCUUUUCAGGUUUUUGUCCGUACACGUGCAGCAUUUUGAACCAGCUGAAAUGUCUUUGGAAACCUAUUAGAGGGCAGCCUUAUUACAGGGAAUUGCAAUAAUCCAGCCCAGAAGUAACUAAUGCAUGAACCACUUUAUCCAUUACGGCGCUUUUCUGUGUGACCUGUUUGUGGCUACACCCAAAGGAAUAUAAGAUGAGUUAUUCUACUACCGCACUCAGGUCAUGCGAUAGCCUGUGUGUGUUGGUGUUGGGUUUGAGAGGAGGACAGACCUUCAUAUGUGCAGCGAUGCACCAGCCAUGAUGCGGCCCUGAACAGUGGACUGUCUGUUCUGUUCUGUUGGCCCAGAGGCCAUAAAAGUGAGAAGGAGCAGGAGAAAAAAAAAGCUAUUAUUACCUGCUUAGGAAAGAGAGACUCAGAGCGAAGCAGACAACAAGCCAACCCUUCAAAAUGUAACCCAAACUGGAGCCAUUGUUGUUAUCAAAGUCUCUGAGGCUAAAUUGCUUGACUUGCAGGACAGAAAAGCACAAAGAGAAGCCAGGUACUAUUGUCAGUUUUCUUCUUUCAUACACCAACAGUAAUUCUCAGUGGGUUGGCAGAGUCUUAACAGGAGGAGUAUAAACGUUCAUUGAUAGAAAGGAGACAGAAAGAGGGAAAGUCCAAAGAAGAGACGGGAGAAAAGACGAUUCUGGAGAGCUUGUAGAUUUGUUACUUUAUUAAUUGACUGAGUUUACAGUGUAGCAUCUUUGUUAUCUUCCUAAAUGUUUUAAAGCAACUGAUGCCUAAGUUGUUUAAAUGGAAAUUUACCAUUUAAUUUAGUGUACAAUCAAAAUACAUGCAAACAUGUUAGGCUGACUGAAAUCACACUAAAUUAAACUUCUCAGAGUUGGACUGAUGCAGUUUGGGAUUGAUCAAACAGACUGAAAGUGGCCUUAGUCUUUGACACAAGUGCCACAGUUUGCACGCUGGGCUUUGAAGUGGGAGGUGGACAGCAGAAGAGAGGAUAGAAAAAAAGACAGAGCUAUCAUACCCUAUGUACAAAAGGUACAGAGCAGUGAAAGUGAUCGUGUUGACAUGUUUGUCAAUUAUUAGGAACUUGACAUAGUAGACAACUGUAGUAACAAGCUGAGUGUGAGACAUUAAGUGAGACUGAGCGACGAGUUAAGAUACAUCAAGAGGAAAAGACAAAAUGCUGAGAUAGAUAGUUGGCCAAAUGCAGGACAUCAGCUCUGCUUUGAAGACGAAGAUCAGAAGAUCAACCUUGAGGAGCGCUGAAAAGACUCCUCAACGUACAAGCAGCCAGGCAGAGGGGUUGCUGUGAGUACUUGCACAUUUGUUGUGGACUGUAGGUCUGUCUGUACUUCACUGCCAUAAAUAUUACUGCGCUUUAACUGCUGCAAUAAUAUAAGACCUAUUAGCGGACUGUGAUGUGUUUGAGGUCUGACCCUGCAAACAAGAACCAGUUCAGAACGACCAGCUCUCUCUGGCAUUGUGCCUCUUUUGGAAAGAAACUCUAGUAAGACUGGCAGCCAUGCUGUUGUUGUGUGUGUGUGUCUGCUGGAAGUAAAUGAAGGGGCAACUCUCAGGAGCGCUUGAGAGAAAUUCAUUUUUGAAAUAGUCUAGAACCACAGCUUCGAGUUAAUCCAUGUAAGUGUUUUAUUGUGGCUCUUUCUGUCUGUGGUUUGCUAUCUUGAGGCAUGCUGAAUUUACCAACAGGGUUUUUUUCUGAUUAGCUGUAGUAUUGAAAUAAAUCAGACCUUUUAAAAAUUGUGCUGCUUGUGGGUUUUCCUCUUCCUGUUCAGUGUUUAUGAGUGCCAUGCUAUCGUAAUCAACAGCAUCAGUAAAGAGGAUAACCAUCUGUAUUAUAGAAUGGACCUCUUAUCCCCUCAGCCCUUCUGCCAUCAUCAUUUUUAAUCUGCUUUCCAUGUCCAUUACCAUCAUGUCUACUCGACCAUUCCAUCACAUAGCAGGGGCUCUUUCCGCUCCGUGUCCCAUCCUGAACGCUGUAGGUGACUUGGAAGCAUAUUGCAUGUAGAAUAAAGCACCUGCCGUAAUGCGUGCCAGAGGAGCAGUUAUCUGCCAGAUUCAGGAAGAGGAGACAGAUCGUCACUUUGAGAGGAAGUAUUAAUAACCUCAGAUUUAGACCCAUGUGUUUGGUGUUCUGGUAAAGUCUCUGAUGGACAUCCGUGCAUGAUUUAUGCAACAUCUGAGUCUGGAUUUGUCCCAGGAUGGGGGUUUUAUGGUUACGGUUUAAAUCCUCAUCCAUGUUGCAUGAGCCUUCAUUCAUGUUUUGGGCUGUUGGAUUUUUAGGAGGCCUGAGGGUUGUUUGAUGUUGAACAUGUUUGAUUCAACACAGUCCUUGAAAAUUGUUUUUUGCACAUGAGGUCAUCAGUGUGCUUAUUUAUUAAGUUAAUUGUGCAAUACCAGUUUACUUGGUUGUUGUUUACGGAAGCCCUAAGCGGACAUGAUUUAUUCAUUUUUUUACCCCCGUUCUUUCGAGAUCACAAAUGAAUUUUGCGGUGGACUAGAAACGUUGAUCACAGCUGAUCACUGUACGUGGUAUGGUCCGGUGUCCGCGGUGUCUGUCUUCUGCUACAGGACAAAAUGCGCGGGGUAAGAUGCACACUCUCUGAACUUUACAGGAACAGAUCAUCCCAAAAUUAUUCAGAAGCAUAACUAUUAGGCUGUUGCUCUGGUGCUUCUAGGUAUGUGCAGACGAACUGUGGCAUGUGAGACAAUGCCGUGAUCUCAAAAAGACGAAGCCUUGUUUUCUCGAGAUCAUAAGAAAACUAUCUUGGGAUCUCAAGAAAACGGAGAAAAAAAAAAUAGGGCUUCCAUAGUUGUUGCCUGAAUUCACACUAUAACAUCUAUCAGACAUGACCACUGAACAGCUUUACAUUCCUGAUCUACAUUUUCAUCAAUACGACACUACAAUAACAAAACCAACACAUUAAAUUUUGCUACUUUUUCAUUGUUUUUGAGGUAGUGUUGUUUAGGCUAUCAGUGUCUACGGACAUGGAGUGCUCAAAUCAUUUUACAGUAUGUUAUAUUUGUGGGUAUAAUAUGUAUACAUGUUUUUACUAUAUGUUGUGUACGACAGAAAAAAGUCGUCUGAAUUCACUGUUGUUUAAAGCGAUUCUCCCGCCCCUCCUCUCAUCCACUCUGGUUCAUGUUUCUCUAGAUUUCAUCCUGAUCAACCUGUGCGACUGCAAUGCUGUUUUUAAUUCACUUGCACGUAUAACAUCCAGAGUAGCUGCUAAUCCUCCCCCUGCCAGGGCUGGUGUUAUCUUUUGUAGUUUAAACUCCUGCUGGGUUUCCUCUCAUUCUUUUAUUUCAUUUUUUUAGAUAUGAGCUUUUUUUGCUGCUUUUGUUGAGCAAACUUAGCUGCCUGUCAACACUGAGGUCCUCUCUUUCAGCCAGACUUUUUUGAAUGGAUGAGAACAACUAAGGUACCGGCAUAUGGCUGUCCAAUGUGUGUGUAUACAGAUUUUUAGCACAAACCCACUCUGUCGUCACUGUACACUUUACACACUAUCAUUAAAGCGUUGUAGAGAUGUCGUUUUACUGCGUACAAUUUUAGUAAUUUGAUAUAAUAUACAAUAGGGCUAGGGCUAACCAACAUCAAUAUAUUCAGUGUCAAAACAAUAAAUAAAUAAAAGUUGGUUUUAGAUGUGUGUAGGUAGGCUAUGGUCUCAUGUCCCUUUAAGACGCUGUCCUACAUCAGAAACGCGACUCAACCCCAUCCAGUCCGUAACAAAGAGAGAAAGACAGGUGAGGAGAUGGAGGACGGUUCAAAAGUUAGAGCGGCAGAAGUAGACGAAGUGAAUGUGGGAGGGGGUGAGCAGCUUGUGGAGAAGUUAUCGUCCAUUUAUCGUUUUUGAGGUGAACUGGUCAAUAUAUCGUGAUAUUGAUUUGAGGCCGUAUCGCCCAGCCCUAAUAUACAGGUAAACAUGCAUAUGCAAAUCUAAGGACACAGAAGGACUAGUCAGAGGUAAAAUGGCUAAAGGUAACAAAUUAGCAGCAAAUUCUUAGUGUGCGACACGAUUCAGACAUGAAACGUAAUGAUGUUCAAGGCAGAUAUGUAGCGCUGUUUGCUGUUCAGUGGAGUAUCAUGGCUCAUUUUUCGUCCAACUUAUUUGAACCAUCUGUGAAGUUUUGCGAUGUUUCACGGUCUGUGGAGGAACCGUCCCAUCUCUACCCGUGAGCUCAUGUAUCUAGAAAAAGGAGGAGGUGUAGGACGUUCUAAAGAAAUUCUUCACAUAGACUGACAGUGAGUCUCUACACUCAUGAGACAUCAUGGUCACAUCUUCAAGAAAUGUUCCAGCCUUGUACUUAAGAUAGACACGAACACACGUGAAGAAGACACUCUGCAUCAAACAUUAAACAACUUUUUCAGAUGUAAGUCCUCUCAAUGCAUAUUACUGUCUAAGAGGACUAGGGCUGUAAUCUGAUUAAACACUUUGAGACAGUAUGAGCCUUUUACUCCCUUUUUUUCAUGCCUCAGUCACUUCUUACUUCUCAAAUCACUCCGUCAUCUUUGUCACAUGAUCUGUACUCUCCUCCUCAGCCUGGAGAGAUAAGAUCCAGAGAGGUUUAAUCCAUGAAGUGUCUCAUUAGUUCUCCUCUCAGUUACACUUUUAUCAAGGUUGACUGUUGUAGGUCAACAACUUUUGUUUGCUGCCCUUUUUAUAUGCAGGUGGUGCUCACUGGAGCAUUCAGGGAAAAGUGGGCUAUGUCUGCUCUAAUUCAGGUCCAGGAUCUUUUUCUGACUUCAGAGCUGCUCCUGACUGAUGCUGUGUAUUUUUCUGGAAAAUGAAACGUGGAUGUUCAAGUUUCUUGGUCUGCUUGAGUGUUUCCUGAUUUCUUUGCUGUGUGCUUCAUCAGCCGUUACAUGCAUGUCAGGAGCAGAUUAGGUGUGCGGACUGUAGAGCUUUCCUCAAUGGGGGUUAAUGCUGCUUUAUUCCUCUGGAGCCUGAACACAGCCGCUGUUUGUUUGUUGCUGCAGAGCUCACAAUGAACAAAGCCGGGAACACAAACACAUAAGCAUUUACUGAAGUCUCUUGAGAAGAUCGACCCUUUCACAAAGAUGCCAUUCAUGUAGAUGUGCUCCUCCCCAGCUGUGGACACACCACACACACUCACACAUGUUCACACACGGACAGAUGUGCGCCGAAACACACACAGGACACACUUUCUCUGCUAACCUGGUGCACAGUCUUUCUCCUGUUUACCCAGACCGAGGGAAUCCUCUCCCCUUCUGCACGUGAUGCCUUCCUCAGCCACAGCAGAUUUAUUCAUACGGCCAUGUUGAACUGUAAAACUGCAAAAGGCGAUUUGGCAGCAGAAUUUACCCUGAAAUAUGAGGGAUUUUUAGGGAUUAAGGGGCAGCACACACUCAGUCCAAGGUACAUACGGUUAACUGUUUCCUCAUUCAUGGAGGGUUGGAGUGGAAAGAUAAUAUGUAGAGUAGAUGCCAGUGAGGAAUGCUGCUACAGUAACUAUAUUUGUCUUCCUGAUGGGGGGAGGCCCCUUUUUAAUUUCAGCCAUGGGUCCACUUAUUGAUUCUGCCUCUUACUGAUUUUUGAUUCAGAUUCCACUUUAAAAACAAAAAUGAACCUUUAUUGUGAGACAUUUAAGCAUUUUUCUUUUUCACUGAUUAGAAGAACCGGUGAUGGAGGAGUGAAUUCAUAUCGAACUGAAAUAUUUGAACUAUCUAACAUGGAUCUAUCACGCUAACAUUAGUGCAAACCUGAGCUCAACUUUGUUCUGUAGCUGAGUCUUGUUGUGAGACAUUGCUUCAUGCUCUUGCCACUUGAGUAGCAUUUUCCAGUGUCAUUCAUAUUUUUAGUAAAUCUUUGCAAGGGGUGUCCCGGUACGAUAUUGAUAUCAGAUAUCCGAUAUCCGUCCGAUAUCACCAAGAAAAUGAAUAUCGGAUUAAAUUGGCCUGCAUCUAAAAUCUCCUUUAUCAGCACUCAGAUAUAAGCAGGCAUUCCAGACUCCGCUCCGGCACCUCUAUCUAGCAGCGCCCUGAUCCAGCAUGCAGAGCCCACAUGAUCACAACAACAGUGUGUACGAAGGUACAAACAACACAGGAAAGAGUUGGAGUGAGGUCAGCCAUGUGGCAGUAUUUUCUGUUGAAGUCCAAAAAAGACAUUGCAGGUGGUGCAAAACUUGUCAUACACAAUUUUGUGCCAAUAUCGGAUGUAUAUAGGUAUCAGUCAAUAUUGAAGGCUAGAAUAUCGGUAUUGUAUUGGAAGAAGUUGUAUUGGGACACCCCUGAUCUUUGCCAAACUUUAGAUUGUUUGCUGUGGUCCACAAGACGCUCUCCCUACAACUGUGCUGUUCAUUGCCUUUCAAACUGCAUGGCAGUAUCUGUGUCCAAUUGGACCUGAAGCACUUGUUCCAACUGAUCUUGUUUCCUCUUGUCUCAAUCUUUGCUUGUGUUGUUUUCAACUGUACAUUGCUUUGGAUAAAAGCGUCCGCUAAAUGACAUUGUAACAUUGUAACUUGGAUGUACCAUGUGACGAAUGACGCGAGCUGUGUCAGCACAGUGGAUCCUGGUAGUUUGGUAAAAAUGGAUUGAAAAAAUCUCUCUGAGGUUCGGUCAGGAAAGAUUUAUGUUGUCUUCAAGUCCCAAAAAACGGGAACUGAAAUUCACAUGCAUCGUCAAAUCCCCAUAUUUCAGAAGUGUAGUCCCAUUUUUAGGUUGGCUCUGGCGGGACUUAAUAACCAAUUCUACUUCCUGGUCCUGAGAAAUAAAUUAUAUAAAGAAUUUCAGUUAUUUAUCUGAUCAAGUUCUGGGACUUUAAAGAGACUUAUUUUAAAACUUUAAAGUGUUUUGGAAAUGUCUGAUUAGAACAGAAUUAUUAGAAAACACAGCAUUUCUUCCACAUGUUCAGAUCAGGAUCAGCUGAAAGCCAAAAAAACGUUCUUUGACUCCAGAGGCCGCACAAAUUGUGGCCCCCCCAGUGGCUUUUAACUCUGCUGUCUUACAGUUAAACUGGCCCACUUCCCCACAUAAAGGAGGCUGGGUCUGCUCACACAGAGUGAAACACUGUCCUGAUGUUAACUGUGCCAUUUACAGACUUCCCUCUGAACUGCUGUGUUGACAUAAUGAGGAGCAACAUUUCCUCCUGCUACUACUCUCGUCAUCAGCUGACAGUGCCCUACUGUGCUGUUUUAUUCAUAACAAACCAGUUACAGUACAUUAGUCUUGGGCUUUUGUGUGUGUGUGUGUGUGUGUGUGUGUGUGUGUGUGUGUGUGUGUGUGUGUGUGUGUGUGUGUGUGUGUGUGUGUGUGUGUAAAUGAACGGUACAGAUAUGAGUGUUUCUGCUCCUCCACCUUCCUGCAUAUUUCAUAGUGUCUUUAUGUGUGUAUUAGUUUAUUUAACUGUGGUGCAGAAGCAUGGAGACAUGAGUGUGAAUAUGUGUGCAAGUCUCUUUGGAGGGAUUAAUUAAAAAUCACCGUUGGACCCUCACUUCCCUGCUCCACCCCAUCCUCAAAGUAGCACCCCCAUCCUCCACCCUCUCUUAACCCAAAUCCCAACUACUGCCGCCUGAAUCUGCUUGUGUGCAGACGUCAGUAUGUGAGGAGAAUCUCAAGUUGUGUUUUCCCUGAAAUUCUGUCUGACUUGCAGUGUUUCAGGGUGUAACCUACACACACUGUAAAAUGAUAAAAAUCCACUAUGAAGGGAAAGCUGACCCCUUAGAGUGUGUAUUCUCACUUUUUAAUUUAACCUGUAUUUUAUGAUUAUUAGUUAUAAAUUGAUUCGAUGUCCUCCACAGAUUGCUUCUCCAGCAGCAGAGAAACAGCUGUGAUAAAAUCCUUUGGGGCGAUCACAGCAGAUCAAGUAAAGCCAUCUUAAAGUGCUGUUUUGUUUGCAAACUGCUUGAGAUUUUAACUCUAAAUGUGUGGAGACAUCACUGCAGGAAUCCCUGGAGUACUUGACCUGAAAAGUAAACUGUGGCUCAAAUGUGAGUCUUACUCUGAGCUGCAGCAGUGUGGCGAUUUGGAGCAGGAAGAAGAUGGUUAAAACAUGAGUCAGAAAGUCAGCAGGGGAAGUUUGAGGAUUACGUAGAGGGACUGCGAGCAAGAUUGAACAAUUUGACACGGCUCUGUUGUUUCCACAUUCACCGCAGAUAGUCUACUGCCCUUUUCAUACACUCAACAAAAGGCUACCUGUGAUUUAACACAGUGUUACAUCAUUGAGGAAGUACAAGAGUUGAAGCGUCUGAAAAGUUUGUGAGCGCAUCUUUGUUUUGCUACUCAGUCAUGACCAGAAACCUUUUCAUAUUCUUCAUUAUCUUUGCAGCAGUUAAUUAAUAUGUGGUGAGACAAGUUGGUUGUCGAGUUGUCUGUGACGGUAAAGGCUUUCUGUCUGCAGAUUGGCGUCUUUUAAGUAACAUCCCUCUUUUUAAAGCCAAACCACCUCCAUGCGAUUGAGACUGACCCAUGGCUUUUGAACCACAUCGAUUCUGAUGUUGAUGGUGUGUUUUGUCUCCUGACUAGGGCUGGGCGAUAUGGCCUCAAAUCAAUAUCACAUUAUAUUGAGAAAUUCACCUCGAUACGAUAAAUGAGCGAUAACCACUCCACAAGCUGCUCACCCCCUCCGACAUUAACUUCGUCUACUUCAGCCACUACAACUUUUGAACCAUCCUCCAUCUCCUCACCUGUCUUUCCCUCUUUGUUACGGACCAGAUGGGGUGGAGUCACAUCUUCAACGUAGGACAGCAUCUUAAAGGAACAUGAGACCAUAGCCUACCUACACACAUCCAAGACCAACUUUUAUUUAUUUACUUUUUUUGACACCAAAUAUAAUGACGUGGGCAAAAUGACGUCGGUUAUUGACAUAAAUUUUGGUAUGUGUAAAUUUUCGGUUUAUCGCCCAGCCCUACUCCUGACAUUGUUCACCCUUUUUUUAGCUUCAGUCAUGCAGGCAGAUGCAUCAGCCUGGCUUGCCUAACAGUGAAUGUCUGCAUGAGCUCUCUAGACAUGUUUUCAUUGUUUCCUACAAAACCAGUGACAAACUUAAUAUUCCCAUUUUGCACAUUUUUGAAAUUGCAAUUGAGAAAUAAUAAACUGUAUAUCACACACCCCUAGUUGCUGCUGGUGAGCCUGCAGUGUGAUGGUUGUGAGCUGCUUGUACUCGUCUCCUGUUAGCAUGAGCUUUUCCACUCUUGCUGAUACUCAUAGCAUAAUAAAAUAGUUACACAUACUUAAAUUAUUUGAUGAUAUGACUGACCUGUAGUAUGGGCUGACAGUUUUCAAGUCUCUCAUCUGAACCACUCCCAAAUAACUUCCUGCCUGUCAUGACCUAAAUUAAUCUUUCUUUCUCAAUAAACCCCCUCCAAAUCUGGGAGCCUGUAAUAUCUUUCUCUAAGACCUUUAACCUUUCUCGUUCUACCUCUGGCUUCUCCCUCUUUCCCAUUUUUCUGCAGAGUCCUGUGUCCCACAUUUUGGUUGGUAGCCUUUCGCCCUGUGCUGCUGGUGGGCGACAGAGAAGCCAGCCCUUUGAUUAAGUUUUAAUGGCCCGUCUGCUCAUCUCUGUGUCUAUAAAUAGAGAUGUAAGUCCACUUUGUUGGUGUGGAGGCAGUGGGGGGAUUCUCCAACUGUCAGCCUUUAUUCUGUCAUUGAAAACCUUCACUUAAAAGCACAAUGAUGCCUUGGGACCUAAUUUUUGAAAUGUUUGUUCAGAGUGUUGUGUUGCCAAAAAUAAUCAUCAUUUUGUAAAUUUAGAGAAAGGCAGAGUUACGGGGAGAGGUGUUCUUGUUCGUGGAAAGGAGGGAUUUGGAUUUACAGGGAAUCACUGUUGAUGAUUAUUACCAGAACGGUGUGGAUUAAAGUGUGUGAAACGAGCAUUGUGAUGGGAACCUUUUUGGGGUUUUUUUACAAGAUGUUGCAGGAACAAAGGAAGAGGAAACAAACAACAACAAAAAAAUACAAUGAACAACUUCUUCCUCUGAGGAAGUCAUUACAGGAUUUACAUUCAUCAAGAGACCAGAAACAAAUCUAGACAGACACAAUAAUUUCCUUUACUUAUGAGAUUUUCAGGUAAAAAAGAAACAUCUGAGAAUUGUGGCAUCAGGAGAAAAAAAAACAGAUUUUUUUAAAAGUACUUAUCAUGUCCCAGUGGAGUGUUGCUCUUAUUGAACAGAGCUGGAACCAUGAGUAUUCAGUCCUUAUCUGACCCCGCCAAAAAUAAAGUUAAUCCUCGAGAAAAACAGGCCUGUAUUAGGAACAAUAUUGACCAAUACCAGAUAUUUUUGCUCAUUUCACAAGUAAAAAAACAGCUCAUGUUUGCUUCAGUUUUCCUUUUUAACUUAAAUGAUGCUCUCUGUUUUGUUCUGGUGAUUUUAUGUUGUUACCCUCUAUAUAUUAUCCGUUGGUUUUAGUUUUCAUACAGGCCAUUCACAGGUUUUUACCAUGGACACUUACAUGCUGAAAAAACUGGGGUGUUUGUAAUUAUAAUAUAAAAUAUAAUUAAGAGGGAUUGGAUUUCAUUUAAACUCUAUAUUCAACUGAAAAUAGUGCAAAUACAAAUUUUAACAUUUACACUGAGAGAAAGUCAUUCUUUGAUCAAAAAAAAAAUUGAUAGUUUUACCAAAAAAUAAAAUAAGUUUAAAUUCAAUGUCAGCAACAUGUUCACAUAACAUUGGCUGAGGGAAAGUUAAAAACUUUGCUACACAACUUUACAACAAAAUAUCCCAGCUUUUUUUGAAGCAUGGCGCUGGGAUCAAAUAUUCAAAUUUUUUAUUUUGUAUUUCAUUAAACACAUUUUUUGGUUCCAUUAUUUAGUAGGUGUGUUGUUUUUUUUUGUUUUUUUUUUGCAAGUAUAGUAUUUAGAUGGCUUGCAAACCAUCAGAUUCAGUUUUAUUUAAAUGGAACAAAGUAAACAGACUCAAGCUAUGCUGUAAAAAAUAAAUAAAUAACUGAGCUCAAUUUUGGGAACAGAUGUUUCUGAUUGUUUCUUUGUUUAUGAACUUCAGAAAGCCUUUAAAAUUGAAACAAGCAGAUGCACUACAUUGAUGACACUCUUUGAGUGUAUAGCUGCUGUAAUUUUGAGAUUGUUAUUUUUUUAGGGGGAUAAAAUAAAAUGAUUUUAAAAAAGGUGUCAUGUCAGUCCUAUAACCAGGUGAAAGUGGUGAGACUGUACCUUUAAGAGCUGAAGCCUAUGUAUAAACAGAUGUGAUCUAAGUUCCUGAUGGCUGUGGUCAGCACAGUUUUAGUCACAGUAGCUCUUUGACAGUCACAAUAAGAGAGACAGUUAGUUACUUAAGACAUCUUUAGGAGAGGGUUCGAUUUUAGUUUCCUGUCAGUCAAACUGGAGUUGUUGAUGACAGCUCAGCCAUAUUUGUAAAGGUGAGACAGCAUGGAUGCAUGGGGGCUACUUUCUCUGCAGCCACCUGCCCACAUCGCAGAGGAGGCACCCGGAGUCCCCGCUGCCCGGUGAGGAAAUAUUUGCCUACCUGCUCACAGAUAUGUGACACUGAGCGUUUAUGUCUCUAUUGAAGUGAUGAUGCCUGUGUUUGCACAGACUGACUAAGUUUCGUGUUAAAAGUUUACUUCCCCAAAGCAGUAUUGGGGAAUAAGUAGAACAAGAAGUGGUUUGAUGCCUCUUUGACUGCCACACUGUGUGCAUGUGUGUGUUUAUUCCUUUUCCUCUCUGGCAGUGAGUGUAUACCUUUCCAUUUAAGUGUAUGUAGUACAACAGAUAGAGAUAUGGAGGCAGAAAAGGCCAUCUGCAGCGUGGCAUGUCUCAAAGGGUCACUGACCUUGUACCGCUGAGCGACUGAGUCAGAUAAACCCGCGACCCUGUGUGUCUGUCACUGACAAGAAGAAACACAGCAAGAAACAGGAUUGUCUGAAGUCGUCAAAAAUGAAAGGAGGAGCUGUGAUCAGUCCAUCCCUGAAAAAUCCAGCGGCAAGCAGGCAAAUGUCUGCAGCUUCCUGUGUGUGUGCAGUUUGUUGUGAUGAUGUGCCUGCUGGACUUUAAGUAACUCAGAGCAUGGGUGUACAUAGACACCCUGUCUUUGUUUUUUUAUUAUAGGAGAAGGCGCAAUUUACCUUUGAUUUCUCAUCUUGGCUUUUGACAUGUCUAGGCUGGACAGAGGCAGACUAGACUCAAAACAAAACAACUUUUUGUCACUUGCUGCUAUUUGAUAAUAUUCAUUGAAUAAUUUCCAGUGACAGUCACGAACACAAGGAGAGAAAGAGAUGUGUGUGAUAGCAUUGUUGCAGCAUUAUAUAUUAUAGAUUAUAUGUACUUAAAUGGUCUAGAUAUCCUACUUUUACCUCAUCAUUAAAAGAGUAAUUUAAAUUAGAAUUAUGACCAGUCUAAAGGUGAGAGAAAAUUUUAAAAAAUUGCCACAUUUGAAUUGAACUCGGCAUACACAGGAUCACAGAGUUUGUGGGUAAUCAUUGUCAGAUUGGUUUGGUGAGUGUGGCUAAAGAUAGCAAUGUGAGAACCACCAGCCUUUGGUUUUCUUUGCAAGUUUUUACCCACAUGGCUGUGCUGAGUAUACAUUGCUCUGGUGAAGUGAUUAUACACCAGUUUAAGCAGACACUGUCCACCUACGGCCAUAAAUUGAUCCAGCCUCAUCCCUGUCGUCUGUGCUUGUUCACAUAAUCAAUUCUGUCAGUUAAGCACAGUUAAAGCCUUAGCUAGUGGCAUAUAUAUGUAACAUAUGGCUAGUAUAGUGGGCCUUCAAUAAUAUAGUUAUUUACAAUUUUUUUUAACCGAUUAGUGAUUGUUGUGUUCACAAGCAAUGAGGAUGUCAUCGUGAUCAGAAGUCUCUGCAUUUCUUUAGCAUUGAAGCCGUAGCUCCACAUCCAUUUUACUGGCAUCUGGUGGUUCUGCUUUCUUCUUCUUUUGUGAUGUAAUGGCAGUUAAAAACUUUUUUUAGAAACUCCACAAUCGUUGUAUUUUUGAACAAAUAUACAAAGAUUUACAAGGUACUGAACAGAGAAACAAAGAAAAACUAGACAAGGUUACAAACAUUAAGAUAAACUUUCCUCAGAGCUGACCUUUCUUUAGAAAUAGGACAUGGUGACAAAUUACCAAGCUGAGUCAGCAGUUUCACAAUUAUAUAUUAUAUGUAUCCUUUAUGUUCCUUAUGAGACAUUGAGGCCGUGAGCUGAGCUGCCUCUAACUUUAGCUCACAGAUUAAAUUCAUAUCGUUGAAAAACACAAUAAAAAGCAUAUUGGAAGACUUGGAAAGUAAUAACAGCUGAUCACUGAUCUGUCAUUUCGUCGUCUGUUCUACUUAUCCAUCCUUCAUCUAGUUUUUGUGAUGAACUGCCAAGUCAGAAAGUUAUCUGACAUGUUUGGAGAUGAUGAACUGCUAGAAAUGUUUUGUUUUUUGCAAUACCUUUCUUAAUUUACCUGUGUGAAAAUGAUGGAAAAUAGAAAAAAAAAAAACAAACAAACAAACCUCUAGUUUCAUACAUUCACACGUAGAGAUUCACAAGUUUUCCAUCCAAUUAUUGUGACCACAAUCUGUCUUCAUCUCUCAGAGAUUCAGUAGCAGGAAGCAAAGUGGCUGUUCACUCGCUCAUUUGCAAAACCUCCUAAAUGUCGGUGUGUGUGUGUGUGUGUGUGUGUGUGUGUGUGUACAAAGUGCAUGACGCCUCAGUCUCUAUCGGGCAGAGAGCAGAACAGGAAGCAGCGAGGUGGGGCUGAGGGCUGUGCUGUUCUCUCUUCCUCCCUUCUGCCUUGUUCACUCUCUCUACUCUUGGACAGGCUUUUGAUUCCUGGCGGGAAGAACAUCCUGGAUUUUAAAAAGAGAGACAGGAAUAGCCUUGACCGGCUCUACUGUCAGCACAACGUGUGUGUGUGUGUUAUUGUGUGUGUUGUUGUGUGUGGGUGGCUGGAGACGGGGUUUGAAAGGUCGAAGCCAAAAGGAGGCUGAACAUGGCCAGUGAGGACACACUGGAGAACCUACCUGGGGACCUUCAGGUUGAUUGUCCACUGCACAUUGAGCAGAGUGACACAGAGUUUUGGGUAAGACGCUAACACAUGCAGCAGGCCUCAACAUGGCCGUCGUUUUUCUCACUAUCCAUGUCUGUGGCCCUUCUCUUUUCACUCAGCUUCCUCAUUCACUUCCUGUAAAAACAUCUUGUAUCCGAUAGUGACUUUAUAUUGUUGUUUGUUGUUGUAAUUUGCCCCACUGUGUGUGCUCUCUUGCAUCUGACUCCAGAGGUUCUUUGUCAUAAAACACCUGGGACUCAGUCGUAUUGUGUUGAACAGGAGUGCGUCACAACACAAACUCUCCCUUCCUGUCCUUCAUGGUUUGGUUUUGUGCUUUCUCUUCAGACUUGAGAAGCUUCGACUCAAGCCUCAACUCAAAUGCAUAUAUGCAGUAAAAAUGCGUGUGUUUUAGAGCUAGUCAGACUCCAUUUUUGUUUUCUGAUAUUGAUCGAACCCUAACUUUUGUUCCAACCAGCUGAACUUGGAUGUCCUGAGAUUUUCUUGAUUGCUCCUCAGUUUUAAAACAGCUGGACUUUUCAUGAAAGAUAUGCUCAGUUUCUUGACAUUUACAGGUUGUUGCAUUUCUGCUUGACAUGUUCAAAUAAGCUUAACCUUUAUAUUUGUUUAUUUUAUGGUGUAUAGUAGUAAUUUAGAAUUCUGUUUGGGUUUUUCAACUCUGCAUUCCUGUUUUAUUCUUAGAGUCCUCAAAUUAUUGAUAUGUUAUGGGUGCUUUAUUAUGAUUUUUAUUGCAGCUUUGAUGCUUGUCGUUAUUGGUCAACAUUGACUUAAUGUGCCUAAAAUGUCUGUAUUCCCCUGACUUCUUUUGAUGGUUGGCUGAAAGAUUGCCUCUCUAAUUUUGGCAGGACUCAAAUAAUAAAUAUAAUUUGCAGAAAGACAAAAGAUAGCCAAUGAUUUGCUAAGUUGACAACAUCACAAUGUUGCUGAUUAUUAUCAUCCCAUGAUUGGUGAUUGAAUCCUGUGAUGGUAAUACAGUGGCAACAUUAAGCUUCAUCUAGAAGUGAGAUUCUAGAGUGCUCCCUCGCUCACACUCCCUCUUGGUGAACCUCAAGAAGCAACUGUAGUUUUUGAGGGUAAAAAGUUUCCGUGAUCCUCUAUUGGUCACAUUUUUGCUAUCAAAAAUGGCUUUCAGUACAAAUUCUUUUAUGCACAACAGCGACCACACUCCUCUUUGAUUCAUCUAACCAGUGCACCUCACAUGGGCACCCACUAAAGAGAAACACACUUAAAGUACUAUUUUGUACCAUCUGUGCUACUGUAGAAUGACUGCUGUGCAAGAUGGCAGCCUCCAUUGAAAGGGAACCAACUCUCAUGUUGAUGAAGAAAGGACUUGCUCGUAGUCAACAAAAAAGAUACAAUCUUAUAUUCAGGUGAUUGUGUGCAAAAACACGGUGAUGAUUUGUGUAUUUUAUUUCCUGACUGCUCCUUUAAAGCUAUGAAGAAGAGUUUUCAUGUUGUGAAGAAAUCUGUGGAGCUUUUUCAGGAUGAAGAAGUUACAUCUGAACCGUGGUAGAGAUGUAACUGUUACUAAACUGCGCAAAUGAAUAGAAAACAAAACUUAUUUUAAAACUUUUCUUUGUUCAAGAGAACCUUUUUGCAAGAUGCAGAAUGAUGAGCUAAUAAACUGAUUUGUUCAAUGAUUAUUAACUAAGGUAAAAAGUACAAAACAUCGUAAACUCUGAUUUAUUGCUUAUAAGUUUUCACCUUUACACGUUUGAGUUAGUGAUGAAUAUCAACCUAACUUGUUUAAAUGGAAAAUCCCUCUGAAACACAAGACUCGGUAUAAAGAGACCAACCCUCUUGCUGAUAAUAUGAGACUUUUUAAGAUAAAAUCUCCUCACUGUGACUUUAGUUUUUGGUAGACUGGUCACAUGUAGUGUUUUAUUUGAUUGCUGUAUGACUUAUGUGAUGACUGAUACUUUAUUUUGGUGCAUUUUUAUCUCUGCUUUUUCCUGUACUUUAAAUAGCGGUGGUUUUCAUCUGCUGCUCGUGCUGUGAGUCGUCUCAGACCACAGUAACAUGGUUGUAUGCAGUUAUCACGUAUCUGUGCUGAAAAUGUUCUGAUACAUGUUUUUAUAAGUCCAACACCCAGACUUUAAUACCAUAUUGACCCCAAAAAAAGAUGACCCUGAUUUAAAGACAACCCCACCUUUUCAAGAUUAAUUUUUAGAGAAAGACUUAUCAAAAACCAAAUCUUGUUUCUAUAGUAACAAAACCCUUUUAUCUGAAAAUUAUGCUAAACACGUUUAAUUUAAAGAGAAGGUUUUUUGCUGUUUCUUAAACAGACUGGAUGUAUAACUCUUAAUUCUUCAGGAUUCAUCAAAGCAACAAGCAUCAAGAAGAAAAGACUGUUCCUAUUGGGAUAUUUUUAUGGCUUUAAGUGCUAGAGGGGGGAAAGGGUCGGACUACGUGAUCAAUUUCAUGCUACUGAUCGGGCUUUUCCUCACUCAUCAUACAGGACAGUCCUCAGAUAUUAAACUCUAUGACAUCCUAUUUUUUUCUGUGGUCAUUUGGUCAUUAAAAUAACGGAGUAUGAUAUUUUUGUUAAAGAUACUGAUUCCUCACGGAAAAGAAUACUGAUGAGGUCUUGAUGAUAACAGUGUAACCACCAAUUCUGCUUAUCUGUGGCUUUACAUGUUUUCUGUUUCAUCAACUCAACUUUAUUUUGCUUUUUGACCAUGUGUUUAUGAGCUUGUGCAGCACUUUGGUUAGGACAGAUACAGCCUCAGAUUGGCUGUCAAAUCAAAACAAAGAUGGCUGCCUCUAUUUUGCAGACUCAGCUAACAACAGAAAUAACACUAUUUCACAACAAAAUCAUCACACAUAACUUUUGUUUUCACUGCUCGGAUCCAGACAGUCUCUGAAAAUCAAACACGCUGAUCUUCCCUAAUGUUGCACAAUGCACAGACAUCCGGAGUUUACAACCAUAAAGAUACCAAACUUGUGAAACCAGUGGAUUUCAGGCUAAGUGGUAAACAAAAGGAUAUUAUGUUGUAUUAGACAGCGAUUUGGACCGCGCCUGUCUUCUGUCCACCAUCAUUUCUUGUCUGACUCUUUGGUUGUCAUUCGUGCACACAGUCAUAUGAAGACAGUAGGAACCAUCUAUAAGGGACCACCAAGCUUAAAAGAAAAACAUGUGGAUGGUUCAAACUAGCUGGAACUAGUUCUCAUCUGGAAUUGGAUCUUGAUUCCCACAAAUGUAAAGCAAAGAAGAAGAAAAAGGAACCACCUUGUCAAAAGGGGGCACCAAAACUCACAAACCAAAAGUUCUUGACAUGUUUGUGGUGUCAAAAUAAGACGCGUUUGUGCUUCUUUUACACAGAGCUUCCUGAAAUUUGCACAUUUUUCAUUUUUUCAAAUUUUAAUGACUUGUGAUUGGGAAAUCUGCUAAAUCACAUCGCUGCAGGCUUUUGCAAUGACAUUAAACUGCAUUAAAUAAGCGGUUCAAACCCUGCCAGCGCUUGGCGUGAGGUUUGGUUGCCUGACUGUAGUACUGUAUUGUGUUGCAGAUGGAUUAUGGCUUUAAUGAGAGCGGAGCUGUAGUCCCGGCCUGCAUGUAGUUGGAUGGACACACAGAGCUAAGAUGUUGUAAUUAGAUCUGCUAAGCUGGAAGCCUGGCUGCAUGGUGCAGUGAAAGGCCCUGAACGCUCCGUCAUUAUACCCUGCAGAGGGGAGGGGACAGAGUGAGUGUGUAAGUGUGUGUAUGUGCGAUGAGAUCAAAUGUCACAAUAUUAGAUAAAUAUAUGACAGUUUUUUAAAUCUUUUGUCAAUGGGUUUACUGAGAAUAUGUUUGGUUAACAGGAAUGGACACAAUAACAUGAACAACGUAAAACCCAAUCUCCCUGAAACAUGCUGCACAUUCCUCUUGUAGAGCUCAUAAUGUCCAGCUAAGAUUAUGUGAAGGCUGUUGAAUUGCUUCAGUAUAUUAAAACCUUGAAUGAUGUGUGUGUGCAGUCACUGGCAGUAACAUUGUCAUGAGCAUAAACACACCUCAUAAGCCCAAAUAUACCUGAACAAACCUGGAGAUUACAGCUGAUAUCUCCAAGUUAUCACACAUUGUUGGUUAUUCUCAUAUGCAGAUCUCCCCUUUUUGUUUUGCUGCAAGAGAACUUUGUUGCCUCUGUGUUAAAAUGACCUUGCACUUUUAAUAACCUUCAUAAAUUAUGUCUAACAACAAUUAAUCUGAUUGUUAAUGUUGGGUACCACUUUGAAUCCUCCUCGUCAAUGCUGUAGGAUAAAUUAUAAUGGCACUGCAGCUUUUAGCAGCUCUUAAAACAGAGUGAACCGUUUUUUUUAACAGGGUAAAACAGUUUUAAUACUCAGUUGUGUUAAUGAUGUGAUUGUUUUUGUCCUCAGUGUGGACAGUUGACAGUUGAGCUUUUAGUAACAUUGUCUAUAUUUCACUUCACAUUCACCCGGCGAGUCAAAAAGCAGCAUCUUGUUGAGAUAUUCAAAGUAAAAUGAGGUGUAAAAGGCUUGUGAGGAGUAAAAAAAAAAAAGUGAGUGUACGCCGGUGUUGGAAAAAGACAUUGUAUUUUAGUUUAUAAAGGCCGAUUCUGACCCAUAUUUAGUGCAGAAAGUCACAACAUCCUAUCAUGUCCUAUUCAGCUGCUCCUGUCCAGUUAAAUGAUUGUCUGUCAUGUUGGAUCAUAUCUCUCGAAUGGCCAACUGCACACUCUGGCACAGUGAAAGAAGAGACAAAUGUUGAUCCCUCAACUUAGGGCUUUUCUUUUUUUUUGGUUUGCACCUGUUCAAAAUGGCAGAAAGCACUAAAAAGCACCAUGGCAACACACCAUGUUAUAUGAACUAGUGAAAUACACAAAGGAGUGAUCCACCGUAAGAUCAUGACCACCUGUGCAAUUUAAUGCAAUCCAAUACAACAGCUUUACUACAAAUUCUACUCUUUUGAAGCUCUAUCCUCUGAGUUAAACUUCUCUACACGUGACUUUGUAAAGGGUUCAAAUAUAAGGUGGGAAUACAAAGGCAUUAAGCUCUGAAUAUUAAUGAUACACAAAUACAGUAUGAGCUCACUUCUCAGCAUGAUGGUAUGUACGCUACUUAUUGACAUGACAACAUUCAGUACUACUACUUCUUGCUGUCUGUCAUAUAUCAUACUUAAAGGUGAUGCACAUUCUCAACAUGUUGUUCACCUUUGGUUUGUCAGCUGCAUUUUCAAAACCUCAAUUUGACAUUUUGUUCAGCUCCAUGUUAGUUUAUUGGAGCUGAAAGCAGGCUGUGCCAUCCCACACGAUGAAGUGUUUCUUUUGUUUUCAUCUGAACUAGCCGCCUUAUGCUAGCUUGCUUCACGAACUAAGCUCGAUAUAAACAAAAAAAAUUGUGUCAACAGUCAUGAAUUGACUCUUUUUUAAGCUAGCAAGAAGUGUCCCUUCCCUGUUCAGCUCAUCAUCUUAUCAUAAACAAAUGUGAGCUCUGUCAGAAUAAGAGUGCACAGUGCAGCUCUCAACCCCAAUUCCCACUGCAUCCGGAACGGCUACAAAAAGGCCUUAUCUGCCGAUCGCAGCUGAUCGUUUCCAUUAAAGCUGAAGCAACCUCCACCGACUUCUUUCCGUUCCGCUGCGGAUCGCCGGACUCCGCAGCUGAUCACAAGAGUUCUAUUUUUUCCAUUAGUCCACAGCAGAGAGGGGAGAUGCUGACUGCUCAACCAUGCAGUCAGAUACAAAACCAGAGCAAACUGCACAGAGCUGCAAAAGGAGACAAUGACAAACUUCAAUCAAACUUGCUCUUUUUGAGUGUUGUCUGUACCUUUGACCCGUCCAGAAGGAGCAGAUUGAUCUGAGUCUGUAUUAAUGCUGAUCUAAUCUGCUGUAAUCCGGUUAGUGUUGAUCAGCAAGAGAGUUGAUGUGAGUACUCAGCUCUUUACACACUUAAGCACAGUAUCUGAUUUAAAGCGUCCUCGCAGUCUAAGCUCGGAAGGUUUCACAUGUUGAGGAUUGACUACACUCUCGCUGCACUCUGAGCAGGACAAUGUCAGGGGACCUUAUGUUGGGCCUUUAACAUAAGUGAUCAUUGAACUUGGUUAUAAUCUCAAGUUUUAGCAAACAGCAACAACAACAUGAAGAGUUUAUGACCUAGUUGCUUUAUUAUAUUUAAGCACAGCAGACAGGUGUGCUGUCCAGUCAGCACCACCACUCUCAAAACGAUCAUUUGAAACAAGUAGACACAGCAAUCUACAAAAACUAUUUACAUACAAGUAAGCAGCAAAACCACAGGCAGUGUAACAGACAGGGAGAAAAUUUACAUUUUCACCCUAAAGACAGAUAUCUAGUCUCACUCACAAUCGUUGUCACUCUUCAGUCAGUGUGUCUUUGUGUCCACCAUCCUUCAUUAAACAAAACAAUCCAAACUCUUGAACAAACUUGAACUUUUGAACUCCGUACAUGUCACAGUCUGUUUUAAAACUUUAUCACCCUCUCCUUUGUGGUGGAAAACCUGUCAACCACUUUGUCCUUGUCGAUGUUUAUGUGUCUUUCAACACACGGCAGAGUGAGGUCUGACAGUCUGGCCUCAUCCAUCCAUGAAUGCAAAUAGUUCUUUAUGAGCUUGAGUUGGCUGAAACUUAGCUCUGCGCUGACACUGCUGAUGAGGAUGGUUUUAUAAAUUUAGUGGAGAAUAGUCAUAUAGUGACGGUAGGGAGCCCUGGGGCAGCCGGCCUCCCUGCCCCCACGAUAGCUUCGCUUCUGCCUCUUUUUAACCCUUCAUUUUCCACUCAGUCAGAACUGUACCAGGUGACAGCUAGCAGUUAUGACGUCUGCUACGCUAGAGGCACCACAUCCUGACUUAGUUUCUCUUUCAUGUUAAAAUGAAAAGCGCUGUUUAAACCGACUAAAGCAUACACCUCAGCCUCUGAGUGAAAUGCAAAAGCAAAUAGGAUUUACUUGUAGAGAAUAUUAUCUUCAAAUGUCCUGACAGGAUCAGCAAAAAGACAAGACCCUGGAGCCACCCAAGUCAACAUAAGACUCAAGUCUCUACCAGCAGCUCUAACCCUCCUCUUGUUUUUCCUCAUGCAGAGUGACCCAGGUGGGCUAUCAGUGCUUCAGCAGCUCGGUCUGGACCAAAACUCUGACUUCUCAGACUCAAGUGUACAGCAGCGCCUGGAUGAGGAGCGAGAGAGGAUCCGCAGGGAGAUCCGAAAAGAGUUAAAGAUCAAGGAGGGUGCAGAGAACCUGCGCAAGGCCACCACAGACAAGAAAAAUGCCCAACAGGUUGACUCACAGAUCCGCAGCUCCAAACGUAAGCUGGAGUCUCUACACGCUCAGCUGCAGGAGCUGGAUGCGCACAUCGUGGUCAAAGGCCCUGACGACACUAAAGGUACAGAAUCCAUUCAUAGGAGAAGUUAAAAAGGUUUCUGUGACUGUGGCAUGGACUAGACAACACGUGAAAUAUCAGCGUUACACAUUUACUGCAAGUGAAUGUGCCGUGCCUAGUGCUGCCUACAUGAAUUUAUCUGUUAUCAGGAUAUUUGCAUAAGCUAUCAGACUAAGGCUAAUAAAUCCAAUGGGUGGUAGAUUCCUGGAAAAAACAUUUAACGUUUAACGAAGUGGUGAAUUAGGAAACAUGUUUCAGUGGCUCAAAUGAAUUCACCCAGAAAUUUUGAUCUAUUUGUGGCAACUUUUGAAAUGUGGAAUUCCACAGGCCAAAAAGAGAGAGAAACAUAAAUACAGAUGUAUCUUUAUAAAUCAGAAAACAUUUUUUCUCCUGUGGUUUAAUUCAGAAAGCCAAACUUUCAUAUGUUAUAAUAUAUAAUAUUUUUGUUUAAAAUAUGUUUGUUUUAAUUUGAUGAUUUUGGCCUAUAACACAUGAAAAUUGGAAUUACAUAUCUCAAAUUAUCGGAAAAUCAUUUGAAUACAAAGCUGUCCAACAUCAGUUCAGUGUUUUUAUUUGUUCACUCAGUACUUAGGGCAUUCAUGAGUCACUGCAUGGAGGCAGUCAGCCUGUAACACUACUGCAGUGUUAUUGAAGGGCAGGUUGAUAGCAGCUUUCAAUUUUUUUUUCAAAUUUCUCACAGACUCUCUGUGGCCCUGUAAUAUCAUGGUCAGUGAAUUAGUAGUUUUGGCACUGUAGGCAGGAGCAGGUGCCAACUCCUGGAGGGAAAAGAAAUCAUCAUUUUCAUACAGCUUAUCAGCAGAUGGAAGCAUGAAGUGCUCUAAGAUCCCCAGAUAGGCAGCUGUGUUGACUUCAGGUUUGAUAAACAGAGCAGACCAACAUCAGCAGAAGACAUGGCACCCCAAAUCAUCACAGCAACUUCAAACACUGUCUGUGGCUCUCUGAUCUUCCUCCAGACUACAGAGUGUUGAUUUCCAAAUGAAAUGCUAAAUUUACUUUCAUCUGUGAGGAAGACUUUUGACCACUGAGCACCUGAGCCUAGACAAGGUGCAUCUGAUGAUGUCUGAUAGAAAUGGGAGAAAAACUCGAUGCAGCAUAGAAUCGAAAUAUUUUGUCUGGUGAUAUAUUGUAUCGUCUCAUUGACCAAGUAUCAAACCAGUCUUACAAUAACUACAUGUCAACAUCACAAGCAGGGGGGAGAAAAAUGUAUAUUCUGCGUAAUAAAUUUCUAAAGUUUGUCCACAGCCCCAUAAGGAUUUCUGGAGGAGGCAGGAUUUAUGACCUAUACUGCAGCCCGUCACCAGAGGGUGCUGUUCUCCAAGUAGCUUCACCCAGUGAGGAGGCAGACAGCGUCUAGUCUAUAUACAGUCUAUGAUCUCACCAUCCACUUUCUCUUCUUACCCAGAUUGUCCCAGGUCUCCAGGGUCACUGAAUCGGACUUCGGCUCACCAACACCGCAUCGCAGCUCUGGAGCGACAGCUAAACAUCGAGCUGAAGGUGAAACAGGGUGCAGAGAACAUGAUUCCCAUCUAUGCCAACGGAGGCACUAAGGUACUCAUCAACCUCGCUGAUUCACUACAUUCAUUUUAUUAUCAAAGCUCAUUGUCUCUCCCUCAUUGCCUUUUGUUUUUAAUCACUCCGCAGGACAAGAAGCUCCUCCAGACAGCUCAGCAGAUGCUGCAGGACAGCAAGACAAAGAUCGACAUCAUCCGCAUGCAGAUUCGAAAAGCCAUGCAGGCCACAGAGCAAUCUGAGGACAACCAAUGUACCUAUCCUACCUUACAUUUUAUACUCACUCUCUUCUUUUGAUUCCCCUCUUCAUCCCUCUUGCCGAUCUUUCAGCUUAUAAAUACUGAAUAUUUUAUAAUGUGGGUUGUAAUGGAUCAAUUCUUGCUUCAGAACUUCACAGCGUACAGUCUUCCAGUCAACACACGCGCACGCAUCCACACACACAUCGUCCAUUACAGACCUCUCACCGGCUCAGGUUAGAGUCGUAUUGAUGUUCCUCCAUCCCCCUUGAUGUUGCCCAACAACUAAAAGCCACGGCUCAUUUAACAGAGGUUAGAGAGGAGGCAGGACAGAAGCGGGGAGCCAGGAAGGGAGUGAGACUGAAAGGUCUGAGUCAUGACAACAGGGUGAAGCAAAGGGGAGGAAGGAGUUUGACAUGAAAGAGAGAGAGGAGGCUGAGAGCAGCAGUAAGAGCAGCAGAGAUAAUGGAGACGACAUGAGCUUACUCUUGAAGGACACAUGCAACGAACGUAACAUACUCACACAAAGCUGUUUUCUUCUGGUGUCAUACUCAGGGUGGGAGGCUCAAAUGUACUUACAGUGUUAUUAUAUUGUUGUGGAUGACUGACAUACAAUAUAAUUUACCAUUUCUUGAAAAAUAAAUAGAAAAAAGAGCUUGAGUGUAUAUUAGACAUUUUUAGAUGAUACAGCAUAUUUGAUCACCUGUUGCUACACUAGGGGAGCAUCACCUGUUAAGUCAGUUAGUAGCUAAAAAGAAGCUGAAAGCUAAUCCAAUAAGUACAGAGGGGUCCAAAUUUGUAGGUUACAUAACAAGAGCUAACAUCAUGUCAACUAGGUGAAAAAAGUGGAGGGAAAUCUGCUCAUAUCUCAAGAUACGACAACAAAUGGGCUUUAACAUCAGAUGCCAGCAGUCAAGGAGAUUGUAAUAUAUCGACCAUCUAGUUAGUCAGUGAUUAUAAUGCUAGCUGUUGUCUCACUGGAGCUAAUGUGAUAUUCAAUAUAAUGCUUCAUUUUGAGCUGAUAUUAUAUGACCUGGUAACAGUAACUUUGCAGUGUAUGUCAUAAACCCCAAAUUUAAAAAAAGCAGAAAGACUUAAAUCAGAGCGAGAGGUUUUAAAAGAAAAACUGUUGUGUUCAUGUGGUUAAAGAGAAUCUAUCUCCUCUCAUUUCUAGAUUCUGUUUUAAGAGCCAUCUACUAUAAAAUAAAAUAAUAAAAAAAAGGGCUAACUCAUGACCCCAAUACUAGCCAAAAUGAAUGUAAAAACAAAACAUUGCUUUUUUUUUAGUUUAACUGUCGAAAACAUACAAUUUUGAUUAUUAAGUUAGUUCUUUUGCCAAACCAAUGGUCAGAUUUCAUCAUGUACAAUAAAUCUUGUGUUCUCUCACAGGUAAACCAGACUUUUCUGGGGUGGAGCUCCGUGUUGAGGAGUUGUGGCAUCACUACCGUGUGGAGCAUGCCAUGGCAGAGGGGGCUAAGAACAUGCUGCGACUGCUGGGAGCGGGAAAAGUCCAGGACAAGAAAGCCAUUGCUGAGGUGAGAGAGAGGAGUUACUUUGAGGAUAAUGAGUUAAUUAUGAGUCUUGUGCCAAGUUUACAUACUUUAUGAGUAUUAUGUUAAAAAGAAACAAAAAGAAAGUCAUUUUGAAGCUUUGUUGUCUAAAGUAAAAUAAAAAAAAGAAUGUAUUUGUAAUAAGAAAUCAGGCCACAACUACCCUCACCUGACUAAAAGCAAGAAACAACACACCUCGCUCCAACAGUUCAAGGUCCAAAUGAGGCUUUAUGUAUUAAUGGGGGAGCUUAAGAAACUCAAAUAAGUCGGUUUUGUAGCCUUUCGGCCAAACCAAGCUUUCUGUUUUCUCCUUACUCCAUUCUUUGUACCAAGAUAAAAUAACCUGCUUUUGUUUUAACCCAGAUCUCUGAAAGCUGUGGAUCUUCUAACUCUGAAACAAACAGACACACGUUUGCCUUAAUGUUGUUCCUUUCAGCGAUAAAUCCCAAUAUAUAAGUUAAAAUUAUUUGUAUUCAUGGGUGUAAACAACAUUAAAUUGCUCAAAGUGACUUACACCAUUCCUCAUUUCCUGUGUUUGUUCUAUAUAAAGCACAUUUUUGUUCUGACAUCAGUUGUGUAUUGAUGUCUUCAGGCCCAGUGUGGUCUGAGCGAGUCGUCCCAGCGUCUCGACCUGCUCAGGUGUUCCCUGGAGCAGCGGCUGGUAGAGCUUCCCGAGGAUCAUCCCAAAGCCUGCCUCAUCAAGGAGGAGCUGGUGCUGGCCUCUUCUUCAGCGUUUAGCUCCCGCCACAGCACCCCCUAUGUUCAUAACCAGUACAGCACUCUGAGCAAACCAUCACCACUCACAGGUAAACACAAAAUACAACAUCACAGGAACAGUUCAUUCAUCUUUACCAGGGUUUGUUUUCUUCCUAUUGUUUUGAUUGUUUUUCUCGCUAGCUCUUAUCGAGGUAACUUCAAAUGACUAUCUUUUUCCUUUCAGGUACUCUUCAGGUGCGUCUCCUGGGCUGUACAGGGCUGCUGGAGGUGGUUCCUGGGAGGAGCAGAGGGACCCCAGUGGUUCUCCCAGCUUUCACUCCAGGAGACGGACGUUCAUCCUUUAAACUCAGCGGCCUCUACAGCCGCAGCACCAGCAGCAUGAGCCUCAAGAUCCCCGGCAAAAACGACGAGCUCUCAAGUAAGUUUGUUUUCUCCUGAUAGAUAAUUUAUUUUAUGACUAAUUUUCUUAAAAUAUCAUGUGUUUUUUCAGCGGAGGUGAGCACAGUGCUGAAGCUGGAGAACACGGUGGUGGGUCAGACACUUUGGAAAACAGUUGGAGAGCAAGCCUGGGAUCAGACCUUCACUGUGGAGCUGGAGAGGGUAAAUUAAAACUCUCGGUCUUUUAGGACUCUGGAGUAAAUAUACCUGUCUCUUAUGGAAAGACGUCCCAUGUUUCAUCUCUUUUAGAUUUAAAAAUAAACAAGUGGACACUUUGAAAUGAGCAGAAUUAAACAUUUCAACAAGAUUUUUACUGCCAGGCAUUGAAAUGUUGCUAUGAUGUCUGGAAUAUAACUUAAAUUAGAGUAAAAGUUCAGUCGGGAUCACUUUUAUCAGACAGGCGGGCAGAGCAUACCUCUUCUUAUUUAAUUAUUUAUUUAUUUAUUUAUUUUAAUUAAUAAAUAAAUAUUUUUUAUUUUUACAGGAAAAACAGCAAUGAAUACAUAAAAUGAAGUUACACCCAUAUUACAGUUUCCUGUUUCCCUUUUUUUUUCUUCCCAAACUACCGGAACCCCAAAUUCCCAAAACAAACCCAGGCCCUCACAAGGGGGGACUAACACUAGAACAGUGGUCUCAAUACAGAAAAAUAAACCAAACAAACUCAAAAUACAAAAGCUUCAACCUCCCCUCAGCUUUAUGUGCAUACAUGAAAAGCCAAGGCAGGUAGAGCAGCAGCAAAGACCCUCAGGGUACAGAACAGAGUGAGCAUCAGUUAUAAAAUUAGACACAGUAUAAAAAAGAGGCGCUGGUUGAAGCAGGUCAUUCAGCGGUUUGCACAGAAUAGGGAAGUUUAAACAAAACGCCCAGUUUGCCAGCCCGAUGGGUAGGAGGUGAUCAGCUGAUCUGUCAGCUGAUGUGGGCUGAUGUUAUAAUCAGCUGAUGUGCUGUUUAUGUCACAAACUUUUUUGUGAUUCCAGUUUUUUGUAAAAUGAAUGAAUGAUUAUUGCUGAAAAGCUGCUGACCGGAGAAGCUUAAGCCAAGAAAGUCAAAAAACAUCUUUGAAGAUUAAACUUUUAGAUAACAAAGUCAAUGAGGAUUGUAGGAUUUAAUUAACCUGGUUUUGUGCUUAGGAAAUCUGUUUUAAUUUUGUACUUUUUAAAGGAUGAUAAAGACAAUUAUAAGCUCCUGACAAACAUAUUUGACAACCAGAGAGUCUUUUAGAUUCCUUUAUCUUGGAUUUGAUUUACAGUGUAUCUAAUUUAACUCUAAUUCAACAGACUCAGGCCUGACAAACAACUGUCUCCUCACACCUCUUCUUUUUUUUUUUUUGCUUUAUGUGUGAUCAGUCCAGAGAGAUGGAGAUCGCAGUGUACUGGAGAGAUUACCGCUGCCUCUGUGCUCUGAAAUACUUGAAGCUGGAAGAGUUCCUGGACAACCAGAGACACCAGGUCAAGCUGGAACUGGAGCCACAGGGGCUGCUGCUGGCUGAGGUACGCAUCACAAAAAAACAACACACUGUAUAAAACAAGACAAGCUGCAUUUAGCAACAGUAUAAACAGGUACAUGGACUUAUACUUACUUGCUCUACUGUACUUAGACGUGCUAUUUUCAACUUUGUGAAAUCUGUUUUUGCUUUAGGUGACUUUCUUCAACCCAGUGAUAGAGAGAGGGCGACGACUUCAGAGGCAGAAGAAAGUCUUCUCUAAACGGCACGGUAUGUUUCACUCAAAUGCCAUUCAGGCCUAAUCUAAUCAAAUCUGGCUUUGAAGGGAAACUCCAGUGAUUUACUGUUUUACUUCCACAACACUGGGGGAUCAUCCAGGACUAAGCCAAGUGGUAUCACAUGAGAGAGAGGGCAGAUGAACUAAAUAUCAGCACAGCCUAGAUCCAUGACUCUUCUGUUAUUGUUAGGUUUGUUUUCUCUCUGUGUUACUCCUCCACUCUGAUAAUUCAGUACAGAACACGUCAGAAGCCCAGUUUUAUCUACAGAGCUGUAAUCAGUCCCCCUUUUAGAAAAUUAAACAGAAACAUAAAUCAGUGUAAAAAGGACUAACUAAUGUUUUUUGACAUUUAUUUGGUUUGAAUUGUUUGACCCAUGUAUCAUUUGUUAACAGCUUUUGAUCGUGGUGCCUUAUAGUCAGUCAAGACUUAUGACAUCCAAUUUUUUAGAUGAUAUAAAAAGGCGUAAAAAUUGUGUAUUACACACAAUUUUAGCAGGUUAAAAUCCUAACCUGUUAUACUCUCUAAAUGCACUCAGUGAAUGUCUCUUUUCCGAUCUCAUUAAUUUCUUCCAACUUACUUUUGUAUAACCAAGAUGUUUUCACUUUUAACACUCGGUCUAACAAAAUUCUGCAACUACUAGAAUGACCGAAGGCGAUCAUUUUGACUGCUCAGUCUUUAUUUGCACAUAAUUUGGAUAAUCAACAAUAAAAACUAAUAAUAAAUUGGUGGAAAAGAAAAAAAACACUUCAGUACACAAAAUGAAAAUCAUUAUGAAUGAGAUUUUUAAGAACUUUCCUCAAAAUACCAAGAGAGACAUCAUUCCCUGACCUUGCUUAUCCAUCGGAUUCUUCCCCAUCAAGGCUCUGAAGCGAGGCGAAAGCCUUCAGACUUAUCUUUUUUCUUUUAGUUGUAAUUUUUUAGUCUUGAGUUUUGAGCAAAGAUUUUAGCUUCACAGAGCUUCAAAUACAAAACAAACAAUAGAGCAGGAGAAAGAGCGUGAAAAUGUUGCAAAUAGUGAAAUAUAACACCCUUUGUAAAAAGCAUACAGUCAAUUUGACUGCUCUGGUAGUUCAAGGUAGUAAUACUCCGAUCUCUUUUGUGUUUUGAAAUUUUAAUGAGAUGAAAAUGUUAGAACAGAAGAUACAAAAAUUUAGUAGAAUUCAGGGUGUGACUGGUGUAUAGGUUUUAUUUUGAAAAAGCUUCUUAAACCGGUGAACCUUUUAUUUCUCAAAGUAGCAACAGGGUCCAAAAUGUUCAUUUGUUUUCAACGAAGCAUCUCCAGUUUGUAAAGCUGCCUUUUGUUGGAAAUACUUGAGUUUCUACUGAAGCAAGUUCUCAGGGACUGACAUUGCGUAGGUUGGUGAUCUGGAAAUGAAAAAUAAAACAGUAAUUCACUGCCUGAUUUUUGAUAAGAGCAUAUUUUUAACCUCUAACCUUUUCCAUUGCAGUGUUUGCGUUGUUGGGGAUUCUGAGUCAUUUUAGCCUCAAACAGAAAAUUUUACUCGCUCUGCGUAGGUGCAGAACGUGUUUAAAAGAGUUAUAAGCCAUAAGGGACGAGGAGUGCUGCUGCUGCAGAUAGAUUAUAAAUGGCUUCUGGUAUUCUCUGGAACUGGGUGUAUAAACAUUUACUGGAAAAACAAACCCCGGUCAUGCAGCCCAGCUCAGCCGUCUCACGUCAUUAAAGCUACAGGAGGCUCUUCUCCAUCUGUCCCACAUUUACAAGCUGAUGAAAGCAUCAUUUUCCACCUCAGAAACACAGCUUAAGUACGGCCAUAUAAAGAUCGCAUCAACGCUGAAAGAAAUAAAGAAAUAAAAGACUGACUUCACUGCACAAAUGCGCCUUUCACAGGUCUGCAGCUCUUUCUGGCUCAUUUCUUUUACCAGCAUGAAGAAGAGGAAACUCAUUAGCACAGUUUAUUACCAGGCUGAGUUAUGUGCUUGAUUCUGAUUGGUCCAAACUCCAUCCUCAUACAUCCUCAACAGCAAAAGCAACACCAGGGACUCACACAUCAUAUUAAAUCAGUUAUUGGGAAAUAGUCAAGCACCUUUCACUCCUGCCUGUUGACACUGUGGCAAAAACACAACUGGGUAACAUCUCACCAUGACAUGACCACCUUCUUACUACGCCUUCUCUGUUCCUUUGCUGCUUUUUAGGGCUUAUCUGCAACAUUUUAUAAAUUAUUUUUUCAUGAGUGAAAUUCUUAGUUUUAAAGAAGCACCUUUUAACAUCGAUUUAGGGGCAGAUUCAAGUAACUUUGUUGAAGCCCUGAGGUAUUACAGAGGCAUUUUUUCAGCCUGUAUGUGUUAAAUAAAAUAGCAAUUUGCUUAAAAAUGUUAGUUGUUUGUAAGGAUAAGUUUCAUCAUGCUAAAACAGAACUUCAUGCCGCUGGUCUUGAAUCUAAGCACUUAAAUAGAGAAGUAUUAAUUUGAUACAUAGAUUAGCAUGUACCGAUUACUUCUGUUCCCUUUCCUUGAAUACAGUAAUGUAAUAUCGGUACAUAUAUAUCAGUAUAUAAAUCAAUAUUUCUCAUUUUCAUCGAGUUUUAUUCCCGUGUGUUUCAGGUAAAGCCUUCCUGCGAGCUCGUCAGAUGAAUGUUGACAUUGCUACCUGGGUCCGCCUGCUGAGAAACGCUAUCCCCAGUGGAGGCAACCCACCUGCGUACACACAGAGUUUCUCAGCUACACACUCACACAGCGUAGGGUAUGUCUGCAGUGUGUGAACUCUGUACAAAUGCUGAAACUUGUCUGAAAAGUAUGUUUAUAUUCACCAACUCAGUUUCCUGGACAGAAGUCUGGGCAUUGUUUUAUUCAACAAACUUUAUAAUCCAAACAUCUCUCCACGUUUCUCUGUCCUGUUGAGUUACACUUUCAGUAAAGAAGUUUCAUUCUUGUUGUAACAGGAAGUCUAAUUUGUUUUCUUUUCUUGUGUUUGUGUGCAGAGAAAUCUCGGUGGAAAAGCUGAAUCUAGACACCGACUCCUCUCACAAAGCUGAAACCAGGAGAGAGGUGGUGGAUCCACCUGCUGCUUCUGUGAGUAAGAGGGAAAGAGGCCAAAGAAAAAGGGAAGCACACAGGGAGAAAGAUUGGCAUCUUUACACUAUCACAUUUCUAUUUUGCUCACUUCUGACCUGCAGUCUUUGGCAUGAAAACAGAGUUCCAGUCACAGGCUGCUGAGCUGUGCGCUGCAGUGAAAUCUAAGACAGGCAGGGGACAGACAGGUGAAAGAAAAGAGAAGGGGAAUGAUGAGAGAAGUCGAGAGCUGAAAACUCAGAGAGACAGCUUUAAUGAGACACAAUUGGAUGGAGGGGAGCUUUAAUUUGAUCAAGGCCAAAUCCGUGUUAGUUUCCCAGCGGGAAGAAAACAAUCUGCAGAGGGCGAUAAUGUGGGAGAGGUCACACAAGGAGAGCCAGAGGGGAAAUACUUAAGAAGGAGAGGAGAGGGGACAGAAAACAAUGUUAGUGAGGAAAAAAAAUGUGUCAACUCACUGGUGAAGAGUGACGCUACAGAUAAAACUCUGUAAUAACAUCUAAAGUAGCAUCCAGUUAGUUUUUAUAAAGCUAGUCCAAAGAAACCAACCUGACCUGCUGAUUUGCUCAUUCAGUUGUUUUAAAAUUUACAAGUUUAGUUUCCUUUACAUUUUCAGUUAAAGGUAUUUUUUUAAGGCAAAACCACACAUUUUGUGUUUUUUUACAUGCACAUUUUCCUAAAAGUCGUGUAUUUUUCACACCUUUAACAACUUAUAUAUUAAAAAAGAAAAUUCAGAAUUUGUGAUCUUUUAACCGUCGUUCUGGCUCAGAGGGUAAAAGCGUGAAUAUCAUGCACAGAGGCCACAGUCCUCAUCCCCUUAGAACUUAAAAAAAGACUGUCCCUCAUAGUCCGGCUUUUAUGGCAGAUUUGAUUUCUUCAUGUUAACUCGUGUAAACUUCCCUUCAUUUUCUUUCAUUAAAGCUAUGAAAUGUUGUUUAUGUUUUCCACUGGAUCCAAUAAAGUUUAGGUGAAACUUACAUUUAAAUGAAAUUAAGAAAUAAUAAACAACGGGCCCAACAUUGAGCCUUGAGGAACUCCUUCACACAAUAUCUUGAUAGUACUGUAACACAAACUUAAUUCAUUUGGUGAUAAAUUGUUUACAUCUGCUGUGUACAUUUGCUGUGGAUUUUUUUUUUGAUAAAACAUGCAUGAAACGUUCUUCACAUUAUUUAGCUGAUGGCGUUGAACGCAUUAGGAUUUCAGGGACCAGAGCAGAACAGGACACAGAAUUAGAGGAGUACCCAUGGAGCCAGAAACGGCCUGUGGCAGAUGGUGUUAUCAACCGGGCUGAAGUAUUAAGGGAUUAAUUACACUGAUGUUUUUUGCUGAAGUAAUUAGCUGUGAGGAAGGAGUGGAGGGGACAGGAAGAGGGGAGGAGGGAGACUGUUGGCCGGCAGGGAAUCUGGCAACCGUCCUGAAUAAGCUUCAGUGACUGUCUGUGUGAGUGGAGGGAGUUACAGAUGUUUGAAACCAUUUUGGCCCUCCUUAUACUCAUUUUUAAUCACUCUUCUUCUGUUAUUUUCCUCUCUCCUCCUUUUUUAUCUCUGUGGUGUUUCACAGGAACAGAUACCAGACAUCGAGCCCCCAUCCACACCAGAAGUCCCUGAUGAGCAGCCGCCCAGAUCGUUGUCACAGAACUCUUUUCGCAGGUGAGAAUAGAAAACAUACACACUGUACACGAUAACUAUACCUGAGUAUCAUUUUGCAAUAUGGCAACCACAGCUUGACACCAGAAACACACCCCCUCACACAAUAUGGUCCUGUACUGGCACCUCUCUGUGUCAUAAAGCCGAGUCAUCAUUUACAUGGAUCACAGCGUAUGCCGCCUAAAAUUAGAAAUACUUCAUUUGUCACCGAAUAAAUAAAGAAAAACACUUAAAGAGACACUCUGGAGCAUAUUAAUUCUGCUGGUACAUGAGGCACACUUAAAUAUGACAUCAUGUUAUCAUGUGUUGUAUACACAGCCUAUAACGUGCCUGUAAUCUGUUUCUCAGAUCCACUGGAGGUCCUCUUUGCCUGCAGGACUUCAAGCUGGUUGCAGUGUUGGGGAGAGGACACUUUGGAAAGGUACUCAGACUUAAGUCCACACAGAAUUAACGAAGGUUAUUCUGAAGUUAUAACGCAUGCCUAUUAGUAUUAUUAUUCUAUUAUUAUUAUUAUUAUUAUAUUAUUAUAUUAUUGUUAAUCCUUAAAUAUCAAUCAGCGCCUUUGUUUGCUUUUUCUGCAAAAGGUCAAAGAUCUUACAAAGUAGCUUCACAAUUCAGUCUGGGGCUGUCUGUCUUGAUGCGUACACGAUGACCAUUAAAGGGAUACUCCGGGGUAAAAUUAAUUUAGGGUCAAACGCACCGUAACACCGGGUUAGACACCCCCGUCGAGAGAUGAAUGUUGCUGACUGCUUGCUUCUCUAGUUCUACCAACUGUAGUAACAACUGCAGAGAGCAAAACAGAGAGCCACGCACUCAACCAAAACGCCACUCUAUAGUUACAAAUAAUGCUCAGAACAGCACCUAACUUCAUCAACAACACAUAUAGUGUCACAGUCAUAGCACUCGCCACCAAACAUCUUUUUAACUUUGCCUUAUUUCUUAUGCAAAGAGACUUAACACAACUCAUCCACUCUCUUCCAGCAGCCGCUUGUUUGUGCAGAGACCUCCGGGUGAGUCCAUCGACUGCAGCGGGGUGACACAGCUCAAGGAAGAACAUUUAUGAUCAUUUCUUCGUGGAAAUGCAAUCAGACCGAGUCGCUAAGGCAGAAGAACUACCGUAUCUGCAGUGCAAAAUAAUUAAUAUGAUGAUUGUUACUUCAAGGAAAUGAUAAAAUAAUGACCAUAAAUGUUCUUCCUUGAGCUGCGUCACCCCGCUGUAGUCCGUAAUGGACUCGCUCGGAGGUCUCUGUACAAACAAGCGGCUGCUGGAAGAGAGUGGAUGAGUUGUGUUUAGCCUCUUUGCUAAAGGAAUAAGGCAAAGUUAAAAAGAUGUUUGGUGGCUAGUGCUAUGGCUGUGACCCUAUAUGUACUGUUAAUGAAGUGCUGAGUUUAACAUCUAAAUGGAGUAGAUUUGAGGCUAAACUAUGGAUCUCAUAGGGAAGUGUGAGGAUAUUCAUACUCAGACAGAAGUUUUGUCUUUGAAUUCAUAUUCGAGGACAGUCACUACAGUCUCAAUGUCUGCAGGUGUUGCUAUCGGAGUACAAACGGACAGGCAGUCUGUACGCCAUCAAAGCCCUGAAGAAGGGAGACAUCGUAGCGAGGGAUGAAGUGGAAAGGUAAGUGACAAAAAGCUGCUUCUGAAGUUCAAUCACCUCAUUGUUACAUCAUGUUCAGGUUUCUCUGUCUCAUACUCACUCUGUCUGUCUCCAGUCUGAUGUGUGAGAAGCGGAUCUUUGAGAUCGUCAACGGCUCCCACCACCCUUUCCUGGUCAACCUGUUUGCAUGUUUCCAGACGUCAGAGCAUGUGUGUUUUGUCAUGGAGUACACGGCAGGAGGGGACCUCAUGAUGCACAUACACGCCGACGUCUUUUCAGAGCCGCGUGCUGUGUGAGUUCUGCUGUGUGUCUGUCUGUGUGUGUGUGUGUGUGUGUGUGUGUGUGUGUGUGUGUGUGUGUGUGUGUGUGUGUGUUUGUUGGAGAGAUAGUCGUGGUCUGCUGUCUGUGGCUGUAACAGUGAAAAAGCAUAUCGGUGGCAGCCCCCCAUUAGUCUUUCUGUUUGAGAGCAUCUCUAACGGAGCCAAGAGGGUCAAACCUGAUUCUUUAGGUUUCCGUCUUUCUUAUCAGCAUUAAUAAUUCAAAUAAAAAUUGAAAUAUUUAAACUGAUGUAAUAUGAAUGAUAAUGUGGAUCAUGUUUAUGUCACUGGUUAUGUAGAAGCUUGUAUGAUCAUUUCUUAGUCUCUCUCUUUUCAUUGUUUUUUUUCAGAUUCUACUCAGCCUGUGUGGUCUUAGGUCUGCAGUUUCUUCAUGAACAUAAGAUCGUGUAUCGGUGAGUUUUUUGGAUCGUCUACAUCUUUGCAGUGUACCAAACUUUCUAUCUUCACACUCCUCAGUGUUUGACCCUCCUGUGUCUUUUUCAGAGAUCUUAAAUUGGACAACUUGCUGCUGGACACCGAGGGUUUUGUGAAGAUAGCCGACUAUGGGCUCUGUAAAGAAGGUGAGAGCCCUUCAAUACUUCAUCGUAUCAUCACCAGACAAAAUACAGUCAUGUAUACUUUAGUAAACUGACUCUCCUACCUCACAUGUUUCUUACAUGAUUUACUUUGAAAGCAUUUAUCGUUUCUCAGCACAUGGAGAGUUGGUAAAUCGAUGUCUGGUUCUUUUUUGAGGUAUGGGUUUCGGGGACCGGACCAGCACUUUCUGUGGGACUCCUGAGUUUCUGGCUCCCGAGGUGCUGACAGACACAUCAUACACCAGAGCAGUGGACUGGUGGGGGCUCGGGGUCCUCAUCUAUGAGAUGUUGGUCGGUGAGGUAAGAUGGCAGUCAGCACCUCUUUUACUCACAAAUCAUAAAAGUUUUCUGUUUUCAGUUUUUCCUCAUACCUUGACUUACCGUAAAACUUAGUGUAUAGGGCACACUGUUUUUUUUUCCCUCAUCAAAAAAGUGAGCUGCAUCAUAUAAACUAGUGCGACUGGUUUACUGAUACAAAAUGCAAAGACAGGCAUCGAUUGGUUCAUUUAAGUUUAUUUUAAACAUACAAAAUAAAAAGCAAAACUGUUUCUUUUUUCUCUUUUUUGAAAUUUAUUUUUUAUUAACAUUCAGAAUGAGACAUUCACAAUAUAUACAUCAUGUAAGCAUACUUCUUGCAUCCAUUGUCUGCCCUAAAUGCCAAACCAAAAUUUUUGUUUAUAUCCAAAUAAUGCGAAGAAAAACAAACAACCAUUAAAUUUAAAAAAUAAAAAAGUCUUUUUCAUCCAUCAUGGCCACUGGUUGGUGAAAAAUAAAAUCUGACCUGUAAAGCAUGACAUAUCUGACCCAAUUUUCCCAGUAUGAUGUGAAUUUCUCCAAUUUGUGAUCAACAAAUUAUCUUCUCUAUUUUAUAAAUGUCCAUGGUGAUGUCCAUCCAUAUAUUUAAGGUUGGACUCUCCUGUGAAAGCAAAACUGUUUCACACAGAGUAGAAAGUUUCAACCUGUAUGAACACGCUGUGUUUUCUUCCAGUCUCCAUUCCCAGGUGACGAUGAAGAGGAGGUUUUUGACAGCAUUGUGAAUGACGAAGUGCGUUACCCUCGCUUCCUUUCCACUGAAGCCAUAGGCAUCAUGAGACGGGUGAGUUUCUGCUCACUGGCACUCCAAAUGUUACUUCUACAAAAACAGAAAGACUAGAGGCGCUCUGGUAUGGUUUAGCGUGCCUCAUUUACAGAAGCUGUAGUCUUUGAAGCAGGCAGUCAUCCUGCAGCCCUUUGCCAUCCAUCAUUUCCAGAGAAAAUUUCCUGCUUUAUUUACUGUCCUACUCCCUCAAUAAAAAGAUGAAACCUCAAUAGAAUUAAACGAUGCACGACUAUACGAUGAAAUGUUUUUGACAUUUUAGCUUUCGUGAUUUCUUAGGUUUUUGUGAAUAACCUCGAUCACUACUCCAGCCUGCCUCUCCUUGUACUGUCCUUGCUGUUGAGAUUCAUGAUGGUUAUUUAUCUCUUGCUAGUUGUUGAGAAGGAAUCCUGAAAGACGUCUUGGCUCUGGAGAAAAGGAUGCUGAAGAUGUAAAGAAGCAGCCGUUCUUCAGGGUGAGUUCACUUUUUCAUCUCUUGUCGAUGGAGUUUUGAUCGCGCAUCUUUAAUGAAAAACUGGAUCUAUAUUUCUUCAGGGGAUGGACUGGGAGGCUCUGCUCCAGAGGAAAGUCCCGCCCCCGUUCGUUCCGUGCAUCGGGGGAAAAGAAGACAUCAGCAACUUUGACGUGGAGUUUACGGCGGAGCAUCCCGCCCUCACACCACCCCGAGAGCGCCGCACCCUCUCCCGCAAGGAACAGGACCACUUCAAAGAUUUUGACUACGUCUCAGACCUCUACUAG